AUAAAAAAACGCUCAUGACACGGAGAGGGACGACCUGCCAGGCGUAAAGCUAAUAAAAUCAUCUGUGGCGAUAAUCCGCUUUUAAAUUGGCCUCAAUCGGGAACUGAGAAAAUCUCCACACUGGAUUUUAUUCUCUCUCUCACACACACAUAGACACACUCAUUCACGGCCAACAUUUUUAGAUUGCUAUGUCGUGACCGGAGCGAUGCAAAUGUCACACAAUUCAUUGGCUACUGUCAGUCUCCGGUACCAAAACGUCAAUGUUUUGAUGGCGUUUGGCUGAAAUUGGCCCUGCUGCUGCUGCUGCUGCUGCUGUGGAAGGAAGCUGGGAAUCGGGGGAAGAGCCGAGGAUUGGUCCUGCUCGUUUCAGCACCUGGACAGCUCCGCUCGCAGGGAUCCCCGCUGCGCUCGCCGGGGAAACCCUCCACUGAGGAGCGGGAUCUGGACCUCGAUCUGGAGCAGCGAUUCUAAUCAGGGAUGGAAUAUUUUCUUUUUUAACCCACCAGGACACUUUAAAGCUACCAUGAGCUUCCCUAGUGACGAUGCUUCUUGUGUUUGAGCUUCAGCCCCUUUCUGGUUUUGCACUGAAAUCCAAGCAGCGCAAGUGGGAGCAGCGGAAGCAGGAGCAGCAGCAGUGGUGGUGGUGGUGUUGGUGUUGGUGGUGCUCAUCCAAUGCAAAAGUGCUAAGGAUAGCUGCAGCCUACACACACUGUGAGCCUGCUGCUGCUUCACUCACUCUGAUCAUCACCGAGGGAGACAUCACUAUCAGCAAGGGGGCAGCGGGAGGCACGAUUACUCGUCAACAAUGUAAAUCUUACACAGGUAGGUCUGAAUUAAUAAUUCAUUUACGCCUAGAGAGGUGCGCUGGGCAAGAGUUGUGCACAAAACUGACAUUUAUUUUCAUUUAUAGUUUCUCCUUUCUGGCUUCUGAUAGCAUCUAAUUCAGUUCAUUCAGACUCUGAUUUGCACCUAUCUGUGGAGUGUUUGAUCUCAAGCUUGCUGUUUGCACAAAAUGCUUGAGUUUAAGAUUAAAAGUUCACAUCGAAAAAAAGUUCCUUGAUGUUUGCACUCUGGAAAGUCUUAUAUAUUUAUGUGGCUCUGUCUAAUGUUAAAAUGUUAUUCAAUUAUGGGGUAGUUGUUGGAUUUGUUAGCUGUGAAGGCAACUUAAUAUCUUCUUGUGUAUCCAUUUUUUGUGUAUAUCAAAGUUCAACUAUCAUUUAAACUUUGCAAAAAACAUUUGGCCUAAUGUGUCUGUUCCCCAAGGUUCAUUGUUAAAGCAUGUGAUGAAAGCAACUAGUUAUACCUUCAUUAUGCAUCAAAUGAACAGCUUACAAGAUAGAUGUUGCUAGCCAGUUGUCUCAAAACUGUCUCAAAAAAUUUGCAAGAGUUGGUAAAACAACUUUUGAGCUUAUAGUUUCCAGCCACCCACAUGUAAGUCAUGCAUCUCUUUCGUUCUCGUCUAAAAUCAGAGGACUGUUCUUCACCGGCAUAAAUGACCGUGUUCUUCCUUCUCAGGUUCAUUAUGACAGCAUCAUUCAGGUGAAAAGGUGAACUGCAGCGCAAACAAGAAUCUGAACCGAGAACAAACCUUUGUGACAACAACCACCACCACUCUUGGGAUCAUCUAACAUCAUGGCAAAUGCUGAGUAAGUACAGGACAUCACUUGACUUUUUUUCCAGUGCAACCCUGCAGACAAAUUGAAAAAAACAAAAGGAUACGAUAGUUUAGGGGACAAGUCAGUCGUUGUCAAAUGAGGAACUGCUUGCUUACAGGUUACACAUAUCCUAACUCCUUCUCUUCAUUCAAUCUCCUCUUUCACUGUGCGCUCGUCUCUGCGGAAAUGAUUUUUACUCACCGGACAGUGCCUCUGUUGAGGUAUCUUUGACCCUAUAAUCUCUCUGAAUGAAAAACACUCAGAUGCAGAGACACACCUGCACAAUGCUGACCAUACAGAGCGUUUAUUCUGUAUCUGUAAACACAGGAGGUCACUAUGUUAAUCCUUUCUGCAAAGCAACACACAGUUUAAUGAUUACAAUUAUAUACAUGAACAUCACAAAUUAACUCCAUCUUCAAACAAACCCUCUCCAGCUUCAGUUUUCCCUCUGAUUUCCAUUUUUAAUCUGUGCACGCCGUGUUUGCACUGAAAACAGCUGAUGCGUUUUGUGCCUUCGCCUGAGUGUGUUUGUGAGUGUGUGUGAAGACAAAAGUGAAAGGUAGAGAACACAGAAAAUCAUUAUUCUGUUAACUUACGAUUCUGCUGCUGUAGCAUGACUCUGUAAUUUGUCCUGUCUUAACUAGCUACAUUUAUUCUCUUGACCUAGAUGAAUAGCCCUAAAUCGACGCUCUGUUUGUGCUUAAAAAGGGACCGGUUCUGCACCUCGUCCCACUGUGAGCUCAGUUCAGUGAGUGUCAGUCGCAAUGUCACACCAUGCUGUGGUUAAGGUGAAAUGCGUCCUCAAACAGAUGACGAUCGCUCACAAAACAACAGCUUUAUUAGUCCCCCUUAAACUACCUUUAUCAACUGGAUUUAUGCACUUUAAAUGUGAGUGUUAGAAUAACAGACUCAUUUCUUUAGCUUUAAAAUCAUUUACAUCCAACUAUAAAAAGUGAAAAGAUCUUUGAAAGCAGUGUUUAGAGAGAAGUUCCCAGAUCUCAUGUGGGGUUAUAGAAACAAGUUUAUUCAUUAAAUUGUACUCAAAUAAUUGAACUACUACCAUUUAUUAUGUCGAGGAAAAAGCCCUUGUGCCUGCUGUAUUUUUGUCAUGGCAGUAUUGUUUUCUUACUCAGGCUUGAAUCAAUGUUUAAUCUUGUGGCUUUUGUCCUAAUGCGACAUAGGGAGGUCACAAAUUGAGUCAGGAGCUUUGUAAGAUGAUCAAAACAGUUGGAGAAGAAAAACAAAAAUGCAGCACAAGUACGUAACCUAUAUUUUGACUUCUCUGUAUCUUUUUUUUAAUUAAUAUCCCAAAUUCACCUUUCACUAAACAGAGUCACCAUUAAUUUAAUCUCUGUCUUAUAUAUAUCUUUAUCUUUAUAAGUGUUUUUCCCGUCAAAAUCUGGAUUUAAUAAGUAACCUGUAAAUAUGAUAGUCAGACAAUACAGAGAAAAUAUACAUUAUUUUCCUCUGAAAUGUGUGAUGGUAAAAAUAAGCAUAAAAUAGAAAUAAAGAACCUCACCUCAUGGUAUUUAUAAAAACCGUAAAUCCUGUGUUAUGGGGCCAUUUCCCUCAAGUUUCAGAGAGGUUGUUGGUGCUGAUAGGAACAAUUCAUUUAUGUUAUGGUGUGGUUGUUAACCUUGUUUAUGCACCUCCAUGGUGAAGCUGGACAGGUUGAGGGACUUUGUCUUUUUCAUUUAGAAGGUUUUAGUGGACAAACACAUGGUGUCUUUUUGCUGGUUGAGAGAAACUACGUCUACCAAUAGCUGGACAUUCAGCACGGUUAAUGCAUGCAGUUAAUGACUAGAGCUAGUCAGUAUUGCAUAUAAAAGGAGAACUCCACUGACUUUUAAUACAAAAUUCAGUUUACUCUUUGUUGAGGACAUGAUACUGAGGCUGGAAAUGUGCAUAGUUUGGUUGACUGUAGGAAACUUUCCACAAUAAGAAUUAGAAAAAAAAAAGAAAAAACAUGGUAAAAAUAAAUCUAGCAUUAUCAUUGUGUUGAAGCAUUUAGUAACUUUUUUUGGAAGCAAUUUGACUGUAAUUGUGAUGGCACACUGAUAUUAGAAGAAAAAAGUAAAACCAGUCGUAUUACUCAGUUGUAGAAAGCCUUUAUUACAAACACCUCCAGUCGCUGAUUUAAGCUGGAUAUCCUCAGAAAGAUGUCAUGGGGCUGGGGCAAAGGAGCUGGAAAGAAAUGAAUUGUAUCCAAAGGUGCUGAUUCUUGCAAAACGUUGCUUAUAGUAGAUGGUGGGGUUUCAUUGUAAAUCAAAGGUGGCUGAGUAGGAUGAUACUACCCAUCGAUAAGGGGGCUCCACUCAUGUGUACAUCAAGGCAAUUAAGCUUUCUGGUCGUAGAAACUUGAAGGAGACAGUGAACAGAGGAGGUGUGGUAACUCUCUGUGAAGAGUCGGCCGCGAAGGCUCAUCCUAGCUUGGACCUGGGAACUUUUUUUUUCUAUCCAUCCCAAGGUUUAGUGUUUAGUUUAUGAGGAUUUGCCAGAGUUUGACUUUCUAAAACUAUAAUUAUUUACUCAUGGUGGUAGUAAGUUGUGAGAUAUAACAUCUCUUCAAUAUCACAUUGAACAUGUAAUGAGACAGCUUUCUUCAAUUAUCGUCUUAGCUAUUUUUUUUUGCAAACUAAUUAUUCUUGUGGAAAAAAAAGUCUUACUCUAGGUUACUGCUUGUCGAAAUACCCAAAUUGUUAUCUCCAACAUUCCAACAUUUGAUAUUGUUUAGAUUGCAACUGUUGCUACAAAUAAUCAAUUAAGCUCGAUAUGCAACAGGCUACACCUUAAACAGAAGCAGAAUAUAAUGAUUGUCUGUAAUGCUUCCACUACAUGCAAAAAUUCAUUGCAUGUCAGUUCAAACAGUCUACAGAAUUCAACCUUUUCAGUCAUGAAGUUUUCCAAUGCCCACAUUCCCUCAUGCGUCUGUAGAAUUAAAAUAAUCUAUUAUUGGAAACUGACACAGAGUAAAAAAAGGUCCAUGGACCUCUCUGUUAUGAAGAAGGUUUAUGUACAUCUGCUGUCUCAGUCCUGCUAUGUGAGGGUCUCUGUGUCUCCUGCCUCCUCUUCAGCUUGUAUCUGUAAAGGUCAGAUAAGAGACUGGUCACACCAGGGCCAGAACAGUCCAUUGUGCAGUCCACCAAUUCAUCAUAGUUUAAUCUGUAAUAUUAUUAAUGAGCUAAUGUGCCUAGCAGACUUCAUUAAUAUCCAGCAGCAUAAAAAUUACCAAAGUUUCUUUGGAAGUUGAAUUGUUCCAUGAAAUUACCCGGAGCAAUUUGUAAAAUCUGCAAAAGUGACGGAUGAUUUAUACGACAACAAGGACACUGUGUUUAACACAAAUUUGAAUUAUGCAAGUUGUUGCCCUAUAAAGACUGUUGCUGCAGUUGAUAAGGUGAAUACUGACCGUAAUUCAAGCGAUCCGGGUGUCACUGUUUUGGCAGAGGCUAAUCUGAAUGCCAAUAAAGUCCCCUCUGUAAAAGCUGACACAAUUUCCUUUGCUCCAUCUUUGUCUAGUAAUUUAAAAUCCAUACUUUGGAUGUGCAUGAGCAGCACAGACCACCAUUGCCCACAGUGUUCACUUUCUAAGCAGCAACAAAAAGACUUUUCUUCAAUUUACUGCACCACAGCAGUGUGGGAACAUUGUCAAGAUUACGUUAUUCGUGGUCAGACUGGCUGAGGCAUUAAGUCAGACUUUUAGUUUGAAGUUGUACAAAAGUUUGAAACGUCUGUAUGUUGCAACAACAGUGGAAAAACUUAGUGUGCAGUGCGUUUUGAACACUAAUACACAAUGAUGUCCUGCUUCUCCAAAGUUCUCCUCAGCAGCUGGUGGGAGCAGGGAACAUCUGCUUUGUGCCGUCUUAUUCUGGCCAAGUUUUGGGUGUGUUUUAUACCCUCAGGUGUUCUACUCAGACAGCCUCAUCUAACAUGUGUGUUCUGAUCCCAUAGUCCAUCAAGACCUUAGAUAUAGGGUUUCAGAAAAAAUGCGUAAAAAGUAAAAGAAAGCUGUUCAGAAAAUGUAUUUUCAGAGCUGAUAUCAGGCUUUGUACCCUGUGCGAUGUAUUGUUUUGAAAUGAUAGCUAAUAGUUUCCUUGUCUUUACUGAUGCAUAUAUUCAUGACAUUUUAGAGCAUGAAAGAAGACCAUGUUAAACUGAAAUAACAGAAGAAGUGUCCAGUUGAAAAUACACCACCUGACAUGAGCUGCCCCCUACCCCAACCUGUAAAGCUUUUAGUCGUACCGCUAUGAAGUAAAUCUUAAAAAUGCAACUGCAGAUCUUUUCCCCCUCAUGUGAGGUGAAAGUGGAAUUUUGGAUUUAUGAACGCUGUCCAAUAAAAGUUUAAAACGGACAUAAACUUACUGAGUUCACUUUACAGCCCUUUUAGGUCGAUUUAAUUAAAAUAAAAUCCACACGUCCAUGCCGUUCUUGUCACAACUUUCUCACUCUGUUGUUCAUUUUUUGGGUCAUUUUUCUCAUCAGUUUGUGGAAGCUUGUAUCUGAGACCACCAGGGCGGAGAUGUUAGAAAGUCUUCAUUCAUUUACUAAUAUGUUAACAAUAUCAAGGGAUUAUCAUGCUGAGUUAUUUAUAGUUUGUGCAGAGAUGAAGGAUCCACUGCAGUGUGUAGUGAGUUACCUCAGAAUCAGUGCAUAGGUCUCCAAACAAGCUAGCAGCUCCCUCAUGCUUUGCUAACAUACAGCAGUACUUUGAGCUAAACGCUUACCUCAUCAGCAUGCUCUCAUGUCUCAUGCCAAAAUGCACGUCUCAUGCCAAAUGCAAAUAUUUAGUGUGUUUAACAUGCUUUCAAGGAAACACAAUGUACUUAUUCUGCAAUGAGCACAAAUUUACCGUGCUCAGUAGCGUAGUGUUGAGAAAGAUGCUGAGAUUGCUCAUUACUAAACAAUGCCAAAGACUUCCUUUACUUCUCCCCAAGGCUGCGUACAGCCCUGCAAACUGAUCAUAAGGGUCAUGAGCGAGUCACUCCAGUGGUCAAAUAAAGAAGUCAGGCUCACAGUUACUUUCAUGACCUUCUGUUUCGGCCAUGAAAUCCCUUGAGCAACUUUUGUCACAUAAUGACCUUUCCUACCUGGCCCACAACUCUACAGUCCAAUAUGUAAUUUUAUCUGCCACCCCCUGGGGGAUCCUGCUUCCCUGAAUAUCACUUCUUUCCUCUGGGUGCUCUUCUGCAGUUGCGUUCUUUUUAGUCUUUCCAUGAAAUUGUGUUUUUCUGAAUUUUGCAAUUGCCACUUUCAGUUAGAUAGGAACAUUGGGGAACACAGAAAGGUCAGGAUUUAUGUUUAGGACAGCGAAAAUAACCCUCACAGAUAUAUUAUACAGAAGUGAGUCUGUCUUUGUGCUUUCAUUUUCAUCAACAGCUUUAGUGUUAUGGUUCGCCAAUGUUACUGUCACGGAUAACAUCAAAUUAUAAGAGCAUCAUCAUAAAAAUUGUAUCAGAACUACAACUGUUUAAUAUGAUGAACAACGUUUUUUUUUAAAUUACCAUGAAUACAUUUUAAACAUGUUACAUUUCAAAAACCUAUAUGAUUUUUGUGUAAUAUUAACGUAGCUGUCAACAAAAUGAGUGUGACAUAUACAACAAGGAUUAUCUUACUGAAGCACGCCAAACAACUGUCUCUUGAAUAUCUAAAAAUGCACAGCCUACUCUAUUCCUUUACAUAAGAACUUUAUUUACAUUAUACAUAAAAAUCCAUGGUCUGAGUCUGCAGCUCUCCCUGAUAUCUUGUCUGGCAGCUCUGCAGCACGCCAGGUAUAUUACUGUAAGCUGUGAGCUGGUGGGGCUCUGGACAGCUUGUGUCUGUCAUGAGUGGUUAUGUGUGCGGUCCUGAUUGUUUGGGAAGAGAGCCAAAGCUGCUGCUGUGCUGUAGAUGAGAGGUGGUAUGGAUGAGGUGCUGUGUGUAGGAGAAGUGUGGAGAAAACAACAUCUAUCAGGCCAACCCACUGUGGCAUAAUGCUGUGUAUCCACAGUCUCAGGGCGGGAAUUAAUUAUUUGCCAAGUAAAAUAAGUGUGGAGGUAUUUGUCAUAGAGACGCAUAAAUAACUUUCACAGCAAUAAUAAACCACUCCAUCUUACCAUCUGUUUACCAGAGUGGGACAUGUGAGGACGAAUUGAGCCCCUUGGUCAGCAGGUCCUUUCUAAAAUACAGAGGACAAAGGUUUUUGGUGGGGAGGCAUAUUAAAGGAUUUUGUCAAUAUCCUCCAUGCUAAUAUUUUUGAAAACUAAUAUCAAAACUGAUUCCAAUCGAAGUACAUCAUUAGCUAGCGAAGCCCGACUCCUCUGCCAUGCUGAGAAGUGGGUUUCCAAAAGCAAUGCAUUCAAUGUUUUUCUUGUCAAGCUCUUUUAUCUUACCUGAGUGGGCCCUGCUAUAUUCCCAAGCUCUGUCAAAUGAAUAAAUAGAGGCUGCUGACAGAUUUUGGCUAGAACCAGUGCUUACUUUUCAGAAACGCUUAGUUUUUUUCGGGUUGAUGGUUCUUUAAGAUUCUUCCAGACAGCUGACAGAUUGAAGCUAGUUGUUGGUGUGGAUAAGCGGUCAUUUCAUGAGCAUAAUUAAGUCAUCUCAUCAGCUAUAAAUAUCAGCAGAAAUUUUCCUAACCUGCUGGUAAUGAUGAUUAACCUGCCCAAGAAUGACUAAUUUUUAUAACUUCCAAAAGCAAACAAAGCACAAGUAAGAAGAUUUUUGUUUCUAUUAAGGAAUUUUCAAUACCUGAACUGGUUUUGGUCAGCUAGGUCUUCAAAGAACGGAUUGGCAUAUUGCUGCCAAACAGCUUUUAGCUGACACAAAUUUUGAGUUGACUCUUAAUUGACAGCAAAUCGAGAUUUCAUGGUUUCAUGGUUUCUGCUUUUCUUUGCUGCUUUGUUAGAUUAAAAUGAAAUAGGACAGGGUCUUUUAUGACCUUGAUGUUGGGUCUUUGUUAAAAUGAAACACAGAUUUUGAUCUUUUUGUAAAGUGUGUUGAGAUAACAUUAGUUAUAAAUGGGCACUAUAUGAUUUAAGUUUGGUAUGCUGAUAUUUUCAGGAAAGACCUUUUUAUCUAAAAGGGUCGCCAUGAUCGUCACACCCAAAGUUCCUCACAGGAGCAACAGUGUUUAUGAUUUGAGAGCAGUAAAAACUGUUGUGGGAUUUGAUAGAAGUGGAAGAAGCUCUGCAGCCAAAAGCAGAAAAACCCCACAACUACUGUCACUGGUUUUUAUGUUGCCUCAACCUUUUUGUUGCCACAUUUAUCUAAUCCAACUGAACAAGGAGCACGGACAGAUCCUCAACUGCAGGAAAUUUCUCAACUUAGAUUAACAGAAAUUUUCCAGCUCAGGAUGGAAAUAGUUUAUGUAGCACAUUAGUCAGAAGACAAUGAUUUACUAAGGAGGUUUUUAAGGCCUGUAAAGGUAAAAUAAUGAGUGAAAAACGGUCGUGUUCACUGAUUCCUUUCCUCCCAAAAACACUUGGUUUGUAACUCCAGGGGGCAGACCUCCGUGGUUUAAGUUCCUCCCUCUGAGGGUGGAAAUAAACAAACCCUUGGUCUGAUUUCAAGUCAUUUAUUGAUACUCUAACUUUAACUAAAUUUGUGUUGAAUGUUUGUAUGUCCUCUGCCCUGCUGUUGUUGUUUUGUUCUUGUCAUUAUUUUAUUUGUUUUAUCUGAGUAUGUAAACUGUUAAUCUUGUAACAAGACUGAUCUGCAAGCUUGUGUUUCUGUCUGUUCCCACUUUUACUCAGAAGGAGCUCAGUUCCACGUUAUUCAACUUAAGUCAGUCACAGUUGCCAGCCUUGUAUAGGGCAGAUACAAUAUUAUAACUCACACAGGUGUUAGAUACACAGGGUUAGGGUGAGUCUACAGAUACACAACCCUAACCCUAACCCUACCUCACAGUUUUCUGUGUAUUAUCUUGAACAGUACACAUAUGCAUUGACGACUGGGCUGGUUGCGUAGCCCUUCAGCAGAUCCUUGUGUCAAAUUAUGUUGUUUUGCUUUGUUAUUGAAAUCAGGAUCAUGUUGGUCACUUGUUGACCACACCUGUUUGAAAUCAAGAGCAGACAUAAAGGAUCCAUAAUAGUUUGAAUAUGCAGAUUGAUCGAGCAAUGCCAGGUCAGUAUACUAUGUUGCAAUGUAAUUUUGCAGACCCUUUUGUCCAAAGCCAUGGACUGAACUAAAUAAUGAAACCAUCACAUUUUCUGAACAGACAUGGGCUGUGGCGACCAGAAAUAUGAAAUAGUCUGUCUUUUUCCACAGCAUCCAUUUUCUUCACUCAUGUAAUGCAUAUUGCACUGUACAUGAGUCAACAGCAUUGCAGCCUCUUGUGACUGUCUAUCUGACUAUAUAGAGUAUGUAUCUUCAAAGAAAUGUAGGGCCCGCUUACCAAGGGAAAUAAUCCCAUCAAAUUGGGAUGAGGGGAGCAGCUCUUGAGACUAGACUGCAAUAUCACUUCUUUCUAAGAGCAAAAGGUUUUUAUUAAUGAAAAACAACAAAAAGAAAUGCUGCUGUUGGAUGUUAUACAUACUGAGAUGAUAGACUGCUCUUGGGAAAUGCAACCAGCUGUCUUUUCACAAAGUACUUUCAGCCUCAAAUAACAGAAAUAUCAGUAUAAACCAUCACUCAGCACGUGAAGCAUUCAAACAAUUAUUUUGUAACCCUGAGCUGCUGUAUUUAGCCAGACUCAAGUUUUUAUUGAAUAGAAUAGAAUUGAUUUAUGAAAACAUAUCAUCUUGCUCACUCUGCAGAUAUCACAUCAAACUAUGACCCUAAAAAUUGGCAGGAUGGUUACUGAAGUUAAAAAUCUAUGCCAAAUCAGCUCUUGUUCAAGUAGGUCCUAACACUCCUGUCGAAUUAUAUACCUUGAAGAUGCUAUUAUUGGAUUUUGGCCUGGGUUUCUUUUAUAACUUGGAUUUAAACUGGAAGAAAAGUCAUGUUUUAUGUAAUACCUCCUUAAUACAAGAUUAAGAAGUAUUUUCCAGGUUACUUCCUUACUCCUGGGUGUUGAGGUCAUAGUGCAAAGAUUGUGAUUAGAUCAGUAUUAGUGGUUUGAAUUUUGGCAUCAUUCAUUUUACAAGUUGCCAAACAAAAUUCACACACACAGAUACACACACCCCUGCGGUCACUCAAAGAGAAUAGGUUUCCCUCAAACAGCUCAGGUCACAAAAUUGGUAUGUAUGUGUUAACCCCACUGAGCAAUAGAUGCCAAUUAGACAUUUUGUUGUUUUUUUUUAGACCUAAUUUCAACCAUCUAGAUUCUGUUUAUUUUUAGAUGGAAUUUAGACGUUGCACUUGAACCCAUUAUUCGAUAACUAUUUAUUUCAAAAAACAACUGUGAGUUGCGUAACUGAUCUCUAAGUACUUAACCAAAAUAAUCACGAUAGCCAUUGAACAAUAUACAGUGUAGUAUAGAUAUAGCCCAGAUUUAGACUUGGUCCAAACUUGGUCUAAAUUUAGACGUCUAAAAACUUACAUUUUUAGACCUGUGCUAGCCUGAUUUUAGACCAGUCAUCUAGGCUACAUUAAGACGUCUAUUAGACCUCUUUAUAGACUAAAAAAUGCUCAGUGGGACUUUCUCACCACCAUAUAUUUUAAUAAACUGUGGUUGAUUUCUGGAUUAUUGCAUUAGUCUUUUUCUGCUGUUGAGUAUAACCAUGGUUUAGUUUUUAUUCCGUUAUUGUCCAUGCCUCUAAAUUCCUGCAUCACCUUCCCUCCUCUUGUAUAACCCCUGGUAUCCACCUCUCUUUUUGCACCCAAUCCCCCUAUGGUUUCCCCUCCCUACUCACCUUUUUUUUCCUGACUUCCUUUGACGUUUGAAGGAGAGUGGGGAUCCGCUCAGCUGACAAAGGGAGAGGCGAUGACGUCACAGCAGACAUGAUACACCAGCAUCUGCUCUGGUCUAAAAAUACACACCACAGGGCACACACUCAGUCUGCAGCUGCACUCAGCAUUUGUUUCCACCUCCACGCUUUACUGAGAUGGCCCAGCUUUUUACACAACUAGGGCUUUUGGGAAAUGCUGGGUUACUUUGUGCUGGCCCACAGCUGAGAAUCCUACAUGUGUUAUCUUGGGUCAAAGUUUCUGGGUGAAUGAAGGGGGUCAGGUUGAGGUUGAAGAAUAUGAGUAUAGGGGCAUGCAGGCGUGGUUUUUUGUGUGAGCAUUGUUUCAUUUAUCAAUUCAUUUUUUCUAGCAUAUCAUGAUUUUAUUUCAUGUUCAAAUAAUCAAACCUUUAAACUUAAUAAAUCAAAGUGAUAUGCCAGAACUUGGUUUCUUGUAAUUUUUUUGCAAAUUAACCCUGUAAUGAUUAGUGGAAAAAAUGGUCUAUUUUCUUUUUUUUUUUUGUCUGGCACAACUUAAAAAAAACAACAAACAAACAAACAAACAAAAAAAAUCAACAACAACAAAAGAAAAACCUGUAUUUUGUUCUAGGUAGCCCUCACGAAUAUUGUUGUAACUUUUUGAAGAUUUACUUCUUUUUUUAAAUUUAAUUACCAAACAAAUUUAUUGAUUUAUUUAUUUUUUCAAGUUAAAAAAAACUGUUGUAGUUUUACCAUCCCAUUAUAGAGCCAGAUAAGAGCUGAUUUUAGCUAACGUAAUGCUCUGUUGUGAAGCUAACUAAGCUUUGAGCUUAGCUGUUAAGUAGCCAAACUUGAAGAAGUUAGCGUCGACUGUUUAAAUUUGAUGAAAAAGAGAUAUAAUAUUCAAAUAAUUUGUUUUGUAUGUUUCGGAAAACAAAUAAAAAAUAAUCCAUGUACAGUGAUAGAUAUUCUGAGUGUAGGACACUUUCCUGUAGUUCUUGGGGACUUUAGCUUGUAAGAGUGGCUCAGAUUGAAGAAAAAUCAGUACAGCUGUAGCUAACACACUCUGCCCUUAGUAACCCCUGACUUUGAGCAAGGCAGCAUAUACCUUCAGCUCUUUGUGUCCUGCAGUGUAGAGGAUGGUGUAAGCGCUCAGUAGCGCUCUGAUGCUGAGUGGGUGUUUGUGUGUAACCCUCUCUGACCCUGCGCUCUCUCCCUGAGGCCAUUUCUGUAAAUAAGAAUGUGUUCUUAGUGAAGUUGCUGGGCUGAAUAAUUAAAGUCCUUUUUAUCUGCACUGCUUUUGUGCUCAUGUAUACACUCUUUCAGCGAAUACAUGUCUGUGUUUUUCUCAUGCUGCUAUCUUUGCUGUUUCUGUUUCUUUUAUGAUGUUAUACUGCGACUUUUAAGUGUAAACUACAAAAAUGGCCACCUGGGAUCAUUUUAACAAAGCUUGGCAGAUAUUUCAUACUUCUUUUUUUAAGCAUCAGAUGUGGUGUCUAACACUUCAUUUCGCCAGAUUAGCAUUAAGUCUAAAUUCAUGUUGUGGGUUAGAUGAUUAUUAUUUUUUGUGUAAACAUGAUUGUUAUUUUAAAGAUAUGUAUUUUCCCUCUUUGUCUUCUCUCUGUGUCUUUGUCUCUGUGUUGCCACUGUUUGCAUGUAAAUAGGGAAGUGGAGCAGGCAGGUCUGUCAGAUUUGGAGAUCAUCUCACAGCCAGUGGAGGAUGAGAACCAGUGCCUGGCUCCUCCAGUCCAGCUGGUGAGUUUUGGCUACAGAGAUCUUCCCCUCACUGCUCUGGACCUCUCCCUGGCCGGAUCACAACUCCUCUCCAACGCCGAUGAAGAUGAAAACAGAGAAGGGUGAGUACAACUGGGAAACUUAUGGAUAAUUUUUCAGUUCUUUUCUUUGACUUUUAGGUAGUCAGUGUUUGUGGCAAGUGUGAGUGACAAAUGUGUGAAAGUGUUGUUUUCAAACUGUUUUUUCUGCAUAAAAGGGAAAGAAAAGAUUUGAUCUGUCAACAGUUUGGCAACCGGGGGUUGUGAGUGACUUGCUGAUAGUACUUCAGUGUAUGGCAGAUGACUUUCAUUGAGUUAUUUGGUAGCUGCAUGAGCAAUUUCCCAUCUUUAUUGUUUAUAUUUAUUGUUUUAAAAAAGUCCAGAUUUCUGUCUCUGUUUUAUGCAGCCUUCUGUCUCUUGAUUCAAAAAAAGGGAAAGGCUGUUCUCCUUCUCUUGAUAUCCACCUUUACUUUACAGAGCUGAUUUGUCAUUAUAGUGCACAUAAACUAAUAUAACCUCUUCAUAAGAGCUGCAAAACUCGCCAAAAAUUAUUAUUAUUAAAAGAAAUAAAGAAGCUGAACUUUUUAAUAGAAAUUCAGUUGAAAAAACAACAAGACCAAUUAUUGAAAUGUGUUUUGAAAUUUUGUUUUGUUACAUUCUUGUAUAAUUUAGUCAUCCUGUUUAUAUUUUAUGUGUCAAUUUUUCUGAACCACCCUAAACAUUCAGCUCAACUCAACUCAACUUUAUUUGUAAAGCACUUUAAAAAAAACCACAGCUGAACAAAGUGCGGUACAUAAAUAGACAAAACAAUGCAGACAUAAAAAACAAUCAAAAAACAAUUAAAACAAUGGAUAAAAUAAAAGCAGAUCUUAAAAAGUGAAGUAUAUAUUCAGACAAUGUGCGUCUUCCAUUUGUGAAAUUCAUCAAGGAAUCCAACAGAGAGAGUAAGAGGUACAAUGUGGUUGACUUUGUCUGUGAACUGAUGUGACAGAGAAACACAGAAAAACAUGUGAAGGCAGGUAACCCCUGAAAUUAGGAGCUACCCUACACAGUCUUUUCUUUAAUCAAUGCCUGCAGUGAUACGUCCCUACUGGACACUGAUAAUGGAGUAUACAUAAAUAAGGAUUUGUCUUCAAUCUGUUUUGAACACAAACAUUUCUUCUGUGUGAUUUUCAAAAUAGUCUCUUUUCUCUCAACACAGUGAUACUUUAACUAAGGCAAUGUUUUUGACCAUAAGUUAAUCCAUUUUGUUGACAAGUCAGCAAACCAAGCAAGUAUGAUUUUAACCUGUUUAAAUCUUGAUUCUACUCUUUUUGCAUUUUUUGUAAACAGAUAAAACCUGUUUGUCUCUUUAGAUCAGUUCACUUCAACUCCUCUUGUCUUCGAGUAUCUCUCGACAUAAUUGGAAACAGUUGCUCACACUUAAAUUUAAUAUCCUUUAUUCUUUUUUAUGCUUGCAAUUCACAAAUAAAUUUUAUAAUAUUGUAAAGCUCUCAGCAGGAUAUUCACUUUCCCUGUCACUAAGACUUCAGCAACUAGAAAAUCAACUUGAGCUUUUAUCUACAAGCAUUACAUAGUUUUAAAGGAAACAAUGGAAUUUCAUGAAAAACACAAACACACACACACACACACACACACACACACACACACACACACACACACACACACACACACACACACAAACAAGCACACUCACAAGCUUUCUUGUCACACUUACAUAAAUUCCAAAUAGUACCCGCGAUUAUCAUCCAUCAUGUGUUAAGUCUCCUUCCCCAAGUCCUUGUCAUGAUGUCCCUGUAGCUCAGUAUGGCGUCCAUUUAUCAUUAAGUGACAACCUCUGGGUUAUCCAGCGUCCAUAAGUUAACUCCGAUCAAUUCAUCAUUCCUGACUAAAUACCUCCCAACACCCACUACUCCCAUCCCCCCAUCCAACAGUAUUGGAGCCUGUAUUGUAAAUGGUGUUAAGCAAUGCAUGAGGGAAAGACCGAUAACAUGGUGCCUUUAUUUCUUGUAAAUCUUAUGUUUUGUUGAGCUCCACAUGCUGUCAAUUUAGACAAUAAUAUUGGAUCUAGCAUGCAUUAGGAAAGCUGGCUGCUUUAUGUGGUGUUGCGACACAUCCAGGUUCAGUUGUCUUUAAAUUGAAGGCUUUUAAAAUUAGCAAUAUGUUGCAAACUUUUUGCUUUUUUAAUCCUCAAUUUCUUUCAAACUUUUAUGGAAACAAAGUACAAAGUUACUCUGUUUCAGCGAUCACUGUACGAAAACAUUCAUGAUAGAAAUAGAAAUAACAGAAGUAGAAAUACAGCUAACAAAUAAAGAUUUAAUUUGCACAUUCAUGAAAUGGUUACAGCCUUUUCUGCUUGUUGCAGUAGAUCCAUGUUCUUUAACUUUAAGUAUAGGAAAGAAAAUUCAAUAUCAUAGCACCAGGUUUCUCUGGCUAUGUUGUGGACAUCUAAUCUGAAGGAUUUCAGCCCUAGAAUAUGAGUACGUGGUCUGCCACACAGUGAGUACAUCCUCUCCAGUAUUGCGGUUGUGCACCGCACCGGGCUGUCUGGGUUUUUGUUUCAAGCUCUUGAAAAAAACUGACACAGUUUUUCAUGAGAAAACCCUCCACUAUUGUGAGGCUGUAGCAGUGAUUUGCAUAUUGAUUAUAUUUGUCCAUUCCUCAGGGGCAAUGACAGCCCUUAAUUUUUUUUUUCCAUUUUGACCCUACUUGACAGAUUUCCUACUUCUACAUCUGUUUUCAAUGCAGCAAGCACACAGAAAACAAAUCCCAUAAACUUUUUAUCCUUAGAGUAUUGAGAAAGCCCUAUGAUUUACAGCGAUAGAAAUUAAAUACACAGAUCAUAAAUAUAAAAGUAAGUUAAUAAUUUACGACCUGCUGAUCAUUUUGCUUGUUUUUCAGCAUUUACACGACAUAUGGAUAUGAGGUCACAUCACAGCUGUCCUUUUGAUUAGUCACAACAUUAACAGAUUUUUCUCCUGUGUAAAAACCUGCCCAUGGUCCAGUUUUUCCAUUUUAUCCAACCACUGUGACUCAAACCUGGCUCUUUGCACAAGCUCUCACCAGGAUGCACACAAACACCAUAAGCUGUGGUGCAGGAUCCAACAUUUCACAUACACAUACAGACCAAAACCAUGCACCCUUCCUCAUCCAAGCACUCAAUUUGACACCAUAUCAGGUCUCAGUCCAUUGGUUCCCUGCAGUUAGCCAGUGACGGCCAGAGACAGAUGGAUUUCACAGUCAACGGUGGGCGGUGCCGACACUCACACUGUGCCUGUACCACAACCAAAACAAUCCUCAUGUGUUUAAUUUCAACUCGGUGUCUGUUAAAGCAUCUAUUUUCGUCUUUACUGGAUGGAUGAGUGUUUACUGUGAUUGUGCCAUUUUUCAGUUAGAUAAAAUACGCAUGCAGCAAUUUCUGUUGUAGCUCAACUUGUGAAAUACCUGUAAGGUCCAGCCAACAACUGGGUCACAGGCCUGCUGUAGUUGUUGAGUAAUCAAUAAAUGAAACUACCAAUAUGUUUAAAUGAGCUUUGCUCCAAAGGCGAGAUUCUAAAUUUCCCCUCCAGGUCCUGAACCCCUGCUGUUAGAGGCUCCUACAACCGAUUUACAAGUCACUGUGGUGGAGAUUAUUUUACCAGUGAGCUCAAUUUAGUCAAACUGUGCUGGGGUCACUAUUUCAUAUUCAAGUCAUUAGUGCAAAGUGUCUGCCUGUAAAAAUGCUGCCAAUGGGAGUUGUAAAAGACAUCAUUCUUUCUUUCCCUUUAAUGAAAUUCCAUUUAAAUCCACCAGGCAUGAGCUCCAGUAAUGUGCGUGUUACAUCUCCACUAUACCUAAACGCUGUGCUAAUACCUCCUAUUAAUCACAAUUAGGAGGUCUCGCGUCCAUCCUGACAUUGGCGGUUUCCUUAGGAUGCUCCUGUAUAUCACUAUUGGUGUAAUAGAGGUGAAAUAUCAUGAAUGCCUGUAGUUUAUGGCUUCAGUAUCUCAUUAGAUAUUUAUGCAAACACAGAGUAGAGAAGUGAGAAUCAGCACUGGGAAAGAAGAGCUGAGACCAUGCAAAGAAGAGAGGCCUCCUCUGACAUUAAGACCACGUCACCAGAAUCAGUGAGAUGCAGCGGGGGGGACGUCUCGGUGAAUGUGUCAGUCAGCCAGCUGCCGCACCCCACAGGAUGCUUUUCUAUUCUAUUCUGUGGAUUUCAGCACUGCUGGGGCCUUUGGGUGAUUAUGCCUGUGCUGCCUUCGUCUCCUCAUUACCGUAUCGAUCUCCCUCUUAAACAGACAGCGGUCAUUAGCCUCCUUUAAUGACAUUCACAAUCACCACGCCCAUGCACCAUCAUCAGGUUUUACGGCCGUGUCUUGUAGCGGUUGGCGGCCUUCUUAACUCAGCUCUUGGCCAUCAGCUACCUGUGAGUUGACUUUGUUAGGUCAUAACACUUUGUAAGCACCAUCUGGCCCGUAUCUGUAUUUGCUUUCUGGAUGCAAAAAGAAGAAAAGUGGGAGUGCAUUUACCAGGGAAACUGACUGCUACACUCACCUUUAGGGAAAUGGGCGGAGGAAAUGAACCUUUUUAUGAGUGUGUGGAAUGAUGAAGUGAAGUUGAGAGAAGGCAAGACAGCAGAAGUGGGACAGCCAUCAAAAUGAAAAUGUAUGUGGGAGAGGAAUCUGUUGGCUGCUCCACUGACUCUACCUGAGAAAGUGGAUUCCCCCCCCUCGCCAUGACUCCCAGUCUGCAUUAGCUGGCUCAUUGGCUUUCUGAGACAGUAAAGGAGCGUCACGCAGGAAGCUACACAUGGGAAAUGUUUAGGCAUGCUCGACAGCGAUGUUUGGCAAAAUGAGAGCGUGUGAUGCUGAAAGUGAGAAUGUCACAACCACAGUGGAGGUGUUUCAUCAACAUGGCGCUGGCUCAUUGGGUGAGAGGUGGAGGCUAUUUUCACUGGGGAGUUUGGGAAUGUUUCACUGUCAGCAAAAUUCUCAUCUAUUAGCUCCAGACAGAAAAUGGGUGUGAAUGAAAAAUAUACAAACUGAACAGAUUGAUUUUUGUUGUGAAAAGUUGACUUAAAACUGAAUCUAAUGGGUCUGUCUGUUUCAGACGUACAUUGUGUAGAAGUUAGAGGCAUUUUUCCAAUGAAAUAGAAUGUAUUAUGCAGAAGUAUGUUUAAAUCAGUUUAUGUUGAAUUGUCUAUCGUAAUUGUUUCAUUUUUGACGACUUAGAAAAAGUCUUUUAUAUUAUAGAAGCAGCGGGUCCUCGCUCCAGAGACUGCCAUGUCACACCACCAAGUUUUCUACCGUAGCUCAGAAUACUCAAACUAGCAGGGACCAAAUGCAUUUUGUUAAUUACUGCGUGACAGAAAGGACAGGGAGAACCGUUGUUAUGAGCAAAUAAAUUUAUAUUCAUAGAGGUUUUUGAUCAUUAAAACCUGACUAUGAAUCAUCACAUGAAUGUGAAUUUAAGUGAAUCAGCAUUUUAGUCCAAACAUGAAAAAGUAAAACAAAUUGACACAGAUGACAGUGUAAAACAAGAGUUAACAUGGGUGUAACCUUAAAUAGAUGGAAAAUUUAUGUUUAAAAAUGUCCAUUUUCUGCUGGACAAGUAAGAGAGUGUUUAUUUACUCAAAGUUACAUUAAUUUACAGAAAAAUGAAGCGUAAAUCAUCUCAGUUCUGCUUUCAGAGAUGACUAUGAUGCCAUGUUGUGCCAGUAACUCGCCAUUCAUUUAUCUUUUCUCUAGCAACACGGCUCAUCAUCCUUUAAUUAACUACAAUAUUUAGAGUUGGCCAAUUAUUCGUCACAUAAUGUUGUUCUGAAGAGGUUUGCCACACAUCUCAGCUUUUGCACAGCCCUUUCAGAGUCUUGAUACUUUUGACAAUGAGGUGCUUAGGUGACAAAAGUGCAAUUUAACAAAAUGCUCCACAUUUCUCAUUAUAGUACAGAAAGCUGCUCACCAUAAACUAAAACUACGACUUAACCACCAUUUAAUUCCCAAUACAUGAUGACUUUAUUCCAGAUAUAUAUAACUUUGAGACAACUUUACUUUCUGUAACAAUAUUACUUUAAUAUCACAACAUUUUAGACCAUUUCAACUCGACCAUUCCAUUGAAGUUAGGUGCUGUUCUGAGCAUUAUUUGUGGCUAUAGAGUGGCUUUUUGGUUGAGGUUGUGUGUGGCUCCUGAGACCGCUGUGUAUAUCGUGCGGUCACUGGUCGUUGCUGAAGUUGGUAUAUCUAGAGAAGCAAGCAGUCGGCAACAUUCAUCUCUCGAGGAGGUGUCUGACUCGUCCACUUUUUUUCUGUGCAGCUCCACUUUUAAAAGUUGUUAAGGGUUCAUGUUUUCUAUGAUUGACACUUGAUACAGCCUAUGGGCGUACGAAGAUUGUGUAGAUCAUCCGAUAUGCUGUUUGAGCAGAGCGUCAUCACAGUCUACGCUAAAUGCGUAGAACGCUACUGUGCAAGUGGUGGUUCCAGGAGGUGGAGAAAAUCCUGAAAAUCAUGAGAGCAUUUUGGCUUCAAAUUCAUAAUGGAGAUCCAAGUUGUCUAUUGUAUACACAGUCUAUGGUUAAAAUGUAAAUACCCCCCCAACACACACACACACACACACACUGGUUUAGUGUUACAGAUUAGAUACUAAAUGAACAGAGCUUAGUGAGUUAUGGUUUGCGUGUACUCUAAGGCUGUGUUGUGUUCAUGGCAGGAAGUUAGCAGAGGGGAUUAAUCAAGAGAAAAGGCUCCUGUGUCAAACUGCCACCAUUUGAUGAAGCACCUACUGUCAGCCAUGUUUGCAUAUCACAGCCCAUGGCAUCGUGAAGGUGGAGCUGACCUUACUGCUAUCUCCCGCACACUGUGCUGCCCUCACUUCUCAUGAUGGGGAGGCAGUCACUUCUACACAACCCCUCCUUGAUCGUUCACAUAUAUACUGUACACACAAACACACACAAAUAUAUUUGUGCAUGCAUGAUGAACUGGAACGCAGCACGUAUUUAUACACUGAAAGAGAACAAGGCCAGGCCUAAAAAGCUUCCUCACUGCACUGGUUGUUAAUCUAAUCCUCUGUAAUCAUGGUUCACUUCAUAUUCCAGUUUAUACUGGGCUGUCACAUCCCAUUAGGAACAAUAGCAUCCCUUCAUUGAUGCUUCUGCACAUUUAGAUGGGCUUUUCCUUCUCUCUAUUUCACCACCGUUCUGCAUAUUUCUGUAUUUCUCCAGCUUUUUUCUUGUUUUUUUUUCUUUUUUCUUCCAUUUUUACACUUUCCACACUUGAGCUCUCAUCAUUUUUAUGCCUUUUUAAUCUCUCAAAAAGUAUGCCUUUCCAUACUGAAAACCAACCUGCUCUGUAUCCUAGAUAUAAGUUGUGUUUUGUCAAUGUACAUCACAUAUGUCGACACAUUAGACUGACUAAAACUACCAGAAGCAUCUUCACAAACCUUUUGGACCCUCCAGGUUAUAGUUCUGCAGUAAGGGUGAAGAGAGCAGUGUUGGAGAUUUCCAGCACCCGUUUGUUGCGUUGUUGCCUAACACCGUGUUGCUAUCAGGAGAGACGUGGGCGACAUUGUGGGAGGUGGUUGUUCUAGCUAGCAUCAGGGGGCAGCUGCAGUGUUAGCAGUUUUGGCGUCAUGGUAAGUGGAGUGUGGUUAUUAAUAGCGUUGGGCCCAUCCAUCUUCCUGUCUAGGAAAAAUGCUGGGAGGACCAAGGUGGCGUGGGCUUGUGUUCAGCACUUUUAUGGCAGCCCACUCUCCUCCUAGUCAUCAAGCUGCUUUUGUUUGUUUGCACACUUUUUUUUUAGGUAGAAGGAUUUUUUUGGGUGCAUCUUAGCCUGUGUUUGUGUAGGAUGAUGCUGGUGAGAAAAUGGGUGUUUUACAGAAAGUCAAAAGGGAGAUUAAGAGGUCCUGAACUUGCUUGCACUGAUUGUUUUAACUGUUCAUUGUUAAUUGACAAUUUUGUUUUUCCCAUAAAUGAUCAAACUUCUGGAUGAAGUUUGUUGGUAAUGAAAACGUCUCUCAGCAGAAUUUAAUAAAAAAAAUGAGAGUUUUUGAUACAGCAGGCAAUGAUAACCAAAGCCAUGUUGAUGGCUAAGUACAACAGGUAAUCAUACCUGUGACUGUGACUAUAAUUUGCAAUACUUUUAAUCACUUGAACUCUGUUUACGUGAUAAAUACACCACUGAAUUAGAUGUAUAUUUCAAUUUCAAUUUCAAGCCACAAUUACAAAAGUUGGAGCACUGUACAUUUUUCACAAUAACUAGUUUGCAAGUCUUUUAAACCCCGAGUGCAAGUGCAAAAACAUCAACAUAAAGGCUUUUAAAAUUGAAAAUGCUUCUCUGUUUUUGUUUUGAAAAAUUUAUAUGCUGAUCUUAAAUUAGAUGCUGGCAACAUGGUUCAAAAAGUUUAAAACAGUUUUGUCAUGCUACAGUAAAAGACUCUAAAACAACAGCCUCCAACUAGUUAUGAUGAUCAUCUGUAACAUUAGAGGAAAAAUAGACAAGAACGUGGAGUGGAAGUGACUGCAUGAGCUUUCUAAUUCCUGAAAACCUCUGUCUGUGAACACUGUUAGUUGCUGCUCAAAUGUCGUUUAAAACUGUACAAUACAAAGAGAAAACCAUUGACUUUAAAUCACCUCCACUUUCUCUGGAAUUGAACCAUUUUAAGAUGAACUGGGGUGAAGUGGUCUGAGGAAUCAAAUUUGACAUUCUUUGUGGAAAUCAUGGACAUGGUGUCUUCUGUUCUGAGGGGGUGGGACCACCUAACUUGAUUAUCUAUCAGCACACAUUUGUAAAUUGUUAAGCAGCUGAAAGUUUUAAUCAGGCAAGAAUGAAAAAAGAUUUUGCAAACUACAAAAACUGUUCUCCUUGGUUCCCAAAACAUUUAUUGAGUACUUUUUAAUGAAUGGGGGAAAACAUUUUAAACAUGUCAACUUUUUGUAAAGUGUUGUUGCCAUCAAACUUUAAAAGAGCAUAUAUUUUUUUAUUGAUACAAAUUUUCAGUGAACAACAUUUGAAAAGUUACCUUAGCACUAUGAUUGAUAAUAUAGAGACUAUAAUGAUAAGCAAACCAUCAAAACCUACAGCAUCCCAACUGUCUUUUGGAGUUGGGGUUGAGUUAGCUAAAUGCAGUGACGGGGAAAUGCAACACACCUUGUUGAUGUAAAAGCACUUUUUUUUUUUAGGAAGACAAUUCACAAAUCACUGCAAUCUUGAUCAGUAUUAAUGACAACUAGUAUACAAAGUAUAGGAAAGGUCAGGGUCUAGUACAUGAUUCUGCUAAUAUGUCAAGGGAUAAAGGAAAUUAUUGUUGUCUGAGAACAAGCGUUAACACCUGAAUAUAAGCAUGUAGUGCCGAAAGAUCUUAAGAUUUGAAUGGCGGGCUGGAUUGACCCCCCUUCUCCAUCCCCUGACUGCCAUGACAGGCUCACACCUGAGCAGUGCAGUGAUGUCACCUCCCAUCCCAGUGAUGGCUGUGUGGCUGCCAGACACGGAGACAGAAGCAUAUGUUGCUGAUAUGGCUGUUCCAAAUGUGCAAGGAGUCCAGGGUUAGAAACCAGCACCAGAUGGUUCAUCUAAAUUUGUAGAGAGCGAAGAGGGGAAAAGAGGAAAAAACAAAUGCCACCUACUGGCUCUGAGCCAAGGAUCCAAAUGUAUCAUUUUGGAAAAAAAAAAAUCGAACUGGCUCUAUUGCAAUUUUAUCAAAGUGUAUCAUACACCUCACAUUUUUGACAUUUGAACUUUAUUUUAACAACAAAAAGGCUGGGGGAUCAUUCUUUCUUUUAAUGGCUUAAAGUGCUUUCACUUGGCUGAGAAUCUAAAGAUUUGAAGUCAUUUUAUUUACGCUAAUUGCAUUAAUACUUCCAGUGUUUGAGUCUUACUGCCAACAAAAUGUAUUGAAUGAAAAUGAAUGAAUAAACCACAUGUUAAAGGGACAUAAAUUAAUCCUUUAAAGCAUUUAGGAGCUAGUUUUGAUCCAUGAAGAAAGUAUUUUUUGCAACUGUUCAGUGUGUGCCCAUUUUUACCACUCACAACUUGCAACUUUGUUAGAAGGGAGAGAGAAAAAGUCAAAUGUUAAACUUUUUUGAAAUAAUGCAUUCUCUGAAGGCUCUCACCUGGUCGAGCCAAUUUGGCCAGAUUUAAUUAGAGAGCACAGGAAGUAGUCUGAGACAGCGACCAGGGAGAAACCAGCCUCCCUGUUAUCUCCCCGGCUCCUUAAUUCCUCUGCCACAGGGAAAAGCUCAAUGUUCAUCAUCUGUCAAAUAGUUCUCUGUCUGUUUUGAGGACAAAUUGACAUGGGGAAACUUUUAUUUUUCAUAAAGAUUUUUAAAAAUAUCAAGUAAAAUCUUAAAUGUUGAUGAUUCAAUCCAUGUUAAAUGAUGUAAUUCACUCACACAGUUAAAAUAACAAAAUGCUACUGGGACACUAACAGUGUGUGUCCUCAUGUAGUAAGAUUAUCUAUUUUGUACUGUUGUCUGUCUGUAAAGCCUUCUUCUUUUUUUUUUACAUCAUUUUUAUUACUUUGAUUACAACAAGCUUUACAGUGACUAUUUUCCCUGAGUAAAUAUACCCACCCAACAUGUAUGUAUCUCAAUCCAUGUCCUCUCCAUGAUUUAGAGCAGUUUGUAUUCACAGGCACCAGAAAUGACUGGUUGCUUUUCUGUCUGAGAGAGGAGAGGGACUGAGUGUGGAAGCAAAGAAUAUCAGCACUGACGGCACAGAUAUAAUUACAUCUGUUAAUCUAUAUUUAGAAGUAUUAUCUCUGUGUUAGGAUAACAUUUAAAACAUGGUUAAAUAUUAAAAGUGCACAUGAACACCUCUAAAACUAAAAUGUAAAUUUUGCACUUCAAUUAGUGGUUUGUGCAUUAAAGCUGCUGCUCAGGAAGAUGCCUUGCGGUUGAGUAUAUCUUGAUUUCAACUUGUGUCUGGUUAUUUUAUCCUAGCAAAUAGCAUUUGUAUCUGCAAAGGCAAUACAGAUAUCCUUAUCUGGGAGUAUUUGCUUCAAAGAUCAAUGCACCUGCACUGUCCGAACAGUCUCUCUCCUCCAUGAGGUCAAUGUACAGCUUCUUAAACACGCUCCACUUUUUUUUCAGAUCAGCUCACUCUGUUACAUCAGCUGAGCUCUUUAACUUCCUGCAGUCUAUACUGAGAGUACACUGACGCAGUCCAAAUGGCUUCACACAUAUGAAUGCACAUGUGUACAUGUCUGGAAUACAAAAUGCACUCAUGCAGGCUCACACACGCGCACACACACACACACGAGAGCAUACACAGUGACCUUCUUGUCCCCUUGUAACAUACAGACGAGUCUUUCCCCAGUGUUCCCACAGGACUGAGAGAAAGCUGAACACCAGUUGCCCUUGUUCAGAUUGUAUGUAUCAGGAAAUUCUCACAGUGAACUUAACUUUACAUGUACAGGAUUGAUAGCAUGCAGACUGUGUUUUAAAGCCUGUCGCUGGCCGCCUUUGUUCAAAAAGGACAAUGAUCAAAUCAUGUUUGACUACCAUUUGACCUGUUCUUCAGAAGUCUUUCAAGCUUCAGCCAUUUCAGUGCUAACCUCCUAUGGAGCAAGUUAGGUGUUCAGUGUAAGUUACCAUGGUGAUCUACCUCAGUACAAAGUGACCCAUCUUUGUAGUGCUGAAAACCUAGAGUUAAACCCAGAGUUAUCUCAUAAACCAUAAAUCAUUCACAGUGUAUCCCUCUGGACUAACAUAAACAACCAAAUCAACGACACAGCAAAGAUAGACAAAAAGACAACAAUAAAGACAAAUACAGCAAUAAAAGGGAGAACAAUGUGAAAGAAACGUGAAUUUUAAUAAGAUCAAAGGCAGCAAAAAGGCAACAAAAGUUCCAACAAUAACAAAUACAGCUACAACAAUAACAAAGACAGCUACAAAAACAGUGACAACUACAACUAACAAAGUCACAGACUAAAACAACAAAAACAACAGUAAAAAUAACAACUACAAUUAUAACAGUAACAACAAGAGCAAAAAUAUCGUCAAUAACAACAAAAACAACAGUAAAAGUUGACAACAUUAACAAGUUUUCUGAACAAUAACGAUAACUGACAAGAACAAAGGAGUAAACCAUGACAACUUUAACAACAACAACAAAGAUGACAUCAAAAUUACAACAAUAAAACCCCUCAAAAAUGGCACAACAAUGUAACAACAUUAGUAACAGCCAUAACAGCACAGAGGACAAUCAUAACAGAUCACAGCAAUGAAAAUAAUAAUAAAGAUGAGAAAACAUCAUAAACAAUGACAAGGACAACAUAAAAAACAACACCAUCCACAAUAAUGACAACAAUGAAAAAUACAAAAACAAUAAAAAUAAAAAAAAUCUGCUUUAUAUAUUUGUUGAAAUUCAAAGUUAAAGUUAACAGAAAAUGACAAUCCUAGGCAUCAGUCAGGACCUGGUUGUUUUACAUUUUGACUUUAGGAUCAGUCACUUCCUCCUCUGGUAAUGUUGUCACUGGAGUUUGGGGCUCACCUCUUCCCUACUGAUGUGUUGUGAUCAAUGGUGCACAGACAUUGGUAAUGGGGAACCUUUCAAAUGUAAAAUUAAUUACCUGCAAUCUGACAGCAUCAGGGAAACUCAGCAUGUAUUUUAUGCUUAGUUGGUACUCCAUCCUUUUCCACGCUUGCUUUAGCAGCAGGCAUUGUGUGUAUGUGUGUUUGUGAGUGUGUUAUUUGGUUGUUGAAAUAGGGAGCCUGCUGGAGACUCGGUUCUUUCUGGGGGGUUUAGAUAUGGCAAAUCUGGCCUCUAAUUUUUGUCAUGUGAGACUGAAUUUACCAACAGGAGAUCGAUUAAUCUUAAAAAUCUAAACCCAGGAUUAGUCAUUUACUGUGGAGGGAGAAUCUCUAAAACUCCUUUGCUGUGGUUCCUGCUUGUUUGAUGGUUUAAAAAUGACUGUGUGUGAAAAAUUAAAUAGAUUUAAUGAUCAAAUUUACAGGUUUGAGUAACUUUCUGACAUCCAUUAAUCAUAUUUUCCUCUUAAGCUUUAAAAUGACAACUGAACAGGAUACUGAGGGGCAAAAAGGACAGAUUUUUAAAGGAACAAUGUGUGUAACUUUACACCACGUGUCCAUGUUGUUACUGAGAAAACUUUAACAUCUUAAGCUGUCUUUAGUUUGCAAAAAAUAUUUGUUCACUAAAUGGAGAGUGGAUCGAACAUUUUUGAUGCAUUCCAGUUAAGUCUGGAAAUCUAAACACUGAUUAGCUUUUGUGACACAACAUCAAGCAGCAACUUAAACCUGUUGCACUCACAUUGCAGAUAUCUAUUUAUAGUGAUACAUAGCAGUUUUUGUGUUGUUCUCUGUUUGCUUUUAUACUCCAUACACAGUUUUUCAUAAACAGUGCAAACACCAAAGUGUGUUGUCUGAUUACAAACAUAUGACAAAUGGAAAGCAGGACACUGUAGUGUCUAGUGUCUCCCCUCUGUACAGAUUGAACAUUUGUCUAACAUCUGCAAACAGAGAUUCCAAAUGCUUAUAUUUACAAUAAGAAAAAUAAACAUUAAGGCAAAUUAAUAAGGAAAAGAAGAUUAAUGGCAGACUCUAAUUUUUUCCACUUUAAAACAAUUCAGUUGAUUGACUGAAGUACUGUAUAGUUGUUUUGUGUUGUACCACCACCCCGUCCUCGGUGGAGUGCUUUAUCUGAGGAGACCAUCAGGUGCUGUGAGUCUGACAGUCCCAGUGUUUGGUGGCUCUCUUGGCAUGCUGGUAUCGAUUACCUCCCCUGAUUUAAUCUCCUUCCUCUGUUUCCGUGUCCAGCUCCACUCAAUCUCUGCAGCUGUAGAAAGCAGUGAUGGCUACAUCAACCUGCUGUACACAAACUGGCAGCAGGAGGGAUGUAGAGGAAGAGUGAGUGGACAGUAAAACAAUCAGGGGAAAGGAAAAGAGUGCAAGGUUAGAUCUAGAACUGCAGUUUGUCUUUUUGUUCACAUUGUCUUAAACAUUGACCAGAUACACUAAAAAAAAACAAUGUUUUUCCGUUAAUCAGGAAUAAGGUGUGAAAAAUGUAAUUGCAAAGCUUGAGUGGGUUAAAAAACAGGCAGUUUGAGAGGUGACCUUGUCUGCUGUUUGUGCUUGUCCACUAUUGACUUGGGCCAGGUGGUUGUGUCAGGCCGUCAAGGCUGAACAGGUCAGAGAAACAACAUUUGCUACUGUUCUGUUGCUUUAAUAAGACUCAUUAAUAUACUGCAUGUGUCACCAACAGUGUCUGACUGCGUCCCCUCUGGGCUAGGCUAGUUUUGGCAUGACAUGAAGUAAGGACACACACAUUCACUGAACUCAGUCCAUUCCUCCAAUGUAUCAUAGCUGAGCUCUAGCACUGCCUGUGACCUCUCUUCUCUUAUUCAUCUGUCUGUGUGAGAGAGAGACAGACAGAGAGAUGUGCUAGUUUGUGAGAUGGGUUAGCCUUUUAAACAUGUAGUAUGUUACAAAUGAUAGGCAGAUCAUAACUUAUUAAUAACUGCUUUGUCAGAUGAUUUUAAUAUGGUAAACUAUUGUAUUUGACCAUGGCCAAGUUGUUGUCUUUUGAUGAAAUACAACUAAACAAGUCCCAAGUAUGUCUGUGAGAACUUCUCAGAUGAAUUAAAUGGUCAGAUUAGUUCUGUUACUCAAUGUUGCUAGACUUCUUCAGCCAAAAAGUAGAGAAGUCCUCAAUUACAAACAAGCCAUUGAUAUGGCUCCCACUUUUUCAAAAGCCCGUUUUGGUCCCCUGCAGUUUGAGCAGUCUGAAAACAAUGUUACUUAAUGAUAUAGCAAACCGAUACAAGUAAGGCACAAGGAACAAACAACCGCUCAAGCCGAAAACUGGUUUCCCUUGGUUUGGACCACCCACAAGGUCCUUGAUUGGCCGCUUUUUGUGUGUGCUGUCAUUCAUUCCAUGCCAGCCGGACUAGUGUUCUGCAAGUUGCUUGUAAGAGUCAGUCCUUGAACAUCGCUAUUUGCCGAUGUAUGUUUACAGGAGGGUGGCAUUUGUUUUCCCUCUGUAACUUCACAUUCAUCUGAGGUUUCAUUUACAUCCCUGUAUAGUCACCUGUCCCCCCCACCUUUGAAAUCAGAAUUUCCUCCAUGCAUGCACCUCCCUGAUAUAACCAUGAUAAAUUGGUACAUGACUAUAGACCAUUAUUGGCUGGGAGAAGUAACUUUUUGAAGUUAUGUUUAAUGACAACUGACAGAGUUUCCAUGAGUUUCCGGCUUCAAAAAAUACUCUGGCAUGAAACUCUCACCAAACCAGACCCCCUCCCAAUCCCACCUUUUAUCUACACAUAAGUAGCUAGGCUAGCUAUCUCCAGGCUACCUUGCUGGUGGCAGUAUUAAAAGUACAAAUAGUAUUAAAAGUACAGCCAAGGUAGAUGUUUCAGUUUUCAACUAAGUCCCACUAGAGUGAGCAAACAAAUUUCAUGAUGCUAAUACAUGAUGCUUUGCCCCUGUUAAUUUUCCUGACCAAAUUAACUCAAAAUUCAUGCUACAGGUUCCUAACUGCCUUAAAUCCUACUCGUUGUCCUAAUUUGGGAGUCUGGGGAGGAAAUAAAAGAAAAAUCAAUGCAAAGUAGACUUUCCCUGUAAGUAUCAUACGCUGUGGUUUUCAUUGGCUGCAAUGUUUUAUGAUUCUUAGUGCUGUUAAAGCCUGAGGAGGCUGUUUCCAUAUAAAGUUAGUGGAAAGAGUAUUUCACUUUUACCACUUCCCUUUCCUACUCCCACUCAAGGAGUUUUAUUGUUCUGGUGAUUAUUCUUAUUUUUCUGCUUGCCUGCAGCAGUUGAGCGAAGCGUGAAAUCAUUUGAUUCAAGAUGCACUUUGAUGGACUAUCUAAUCACAUGGUGGAAGUUUGCAAAACCAUAACCUCCGGAAAUAGAGGUUGUUUGAGGCAGUGAAAUAUUUGAAUGGUCUAAAUGCAUGGAUAUUUUCUCUUUUUUUUCCUCUCAGUGAGGUGAAGAAAAAGAAGAGAUAUUCCAAAAUGCCUGCAGUCUCAGUUACACAUUGCAUGAACAUGACGCAACAGGGAAAUAGCAUUGUUGGUGUGCCAUUUUUAAAUAUUCCCACAGUGACGGGUACACGGUUUAUUAUGCCCACAUAAUCAGAUUGGAUAAAAAUGGUUUGGCUAAAUGAGACCCUACAUUAUACUCUGCAUGACGGUGUAGCCACAAAGCCAUAAAGGUUGGAGAAGGUUAUUACUGUUGGUUGAAUGGUGCAAAUCUCCAGAGUCUGCAGCAAAAUGAGGUAGUGUGGAGGAUGAAUGAAUAACUACACACCUUCAGUUACUGUCAAGGUGGCCUUCAGCAAGGCAACAAAUCUAAACUGCUCUGGAGGAACCGAUCGAUAGUAGUCAGUUAAUAUUUGAAUGGGAAGCAAUGCAUUACAGCAGAAAGAGAUGCUUCACUCUGUAAACAACAAUGUCAGUUUGUUGUUUAUUGAUCUCAUAAAUACAGACUGGAAGGUUUAAAGACUUCAGGUGAAAUAAGAUGUACAUUAGUGGCAUUUAAACAUUUAAACGUUCAGUGCUUGUUUCUUGAAAGUAUUGUUUAGUCAAUGUUCCCAUUGCCAAAUUUUCUUUGGUUCUUCUUGUGUGGAGCAGCUUGUGUUUGCUUGCUUUUUUUUUCAUCCAAGGGAACAUUUACUUUGGGGUGUGGCGGACAUGCUUGUGACAUGAGCUGCUGCUCUGAACUUCAUAAAGAUGAUAUUCACCAUUUGUGUCCGGACAAGCAGUGGUCUGCUGCUCUUUGCUCAAGUGUCAUUGCUUAAUGCGGCCGUGGUGUCCUUCUACCUUUACAGGCGGUGUCACUACAUGUGAUAAGCUAUAGUGCCAGAGUGUGUUUGUGUGUUUUCUUGAAAUUCUAGCAAGUUUUAAGGCUUAACAAUAAGUAGAGCUCAACGUUGAACUUUCCGUCAUUACUCAUGUUUGAAGAAAAUGUUAGCACAAGAGUGUGCCUGAGGUCUGUCUUUGUAUAAUCAUACAACGGAUCUAUCAUAAAAAACAGCUCAACAUGCUCCUGCUUUCUAGUGCUAUGAUGUAGACAUGUAUGCUGAUUUUCUGUGUGGCACGAUACCUGGCAUCGGUACAGUCUCGCCAAGACUCUGGUGGAGCAGAUUCUACGCCAUCUGGAGCUCGUGCAUUUACACCACCCCACCCAAGCCAAGAAGAUGAUUGCUAUCAGCAUGAUUACGCCUUUAUUAGAUUAGCUUUGCAUUGUUUACAGCAGGCUCUGCCCAUGCAGGCUUUGGAUGAAUACUUUCCAUUUGCCAAUGGACGGGUGGAGUGAUCAACUCAACAGCUGCUGUGAACACUUCCCUUAUUGCUACAAAAAUGUGUAACUCUCAGAGGAAAUUAUAAGGAGAAUUCAGAAACAUAUUCCGCUGUUUAUUAUUCAGUGAUAUCUUGCUAUGGCAGCCACUUUGUGGAUGUAUUUGUGUUUGUAGCCCUCGGCUGUAAAGUAUAUAAAAAAGUGGUAUGAGUGAAUGUAUGCUGAAACUCUAGUAUUGUUUAGUGGUAGUUUUUACUGCUGGUUUGUUGUUAAGUUUGUGUGAAAAGACAUAAUACUUUAUGUUUUUUUUUAUAACCAUGGAGUAAUGCACACAUGAAUGGGAUCCUUUAUGCCAUCUGAGCACAACUUCAUGUGUUGGAAAGGAGGAGGUUACACGACAUAAAAAUCCCUCCUCAGAGAGGUUUUGCAACAGCACAGAUUUACCUACACUCAGUGCUCUGGGUCUGUUUUGUACUCAUAUUCCCCCCAAUUCAUGGGACCUCAGGUAAUGAAUAAUGUUGUCUCUUCCUAGAUUUUCAGGAUUUGCUGUUUUUAUCAAAAUACAAAACAGUUUGUAAUUUACUCAGUUGGUUUUGCAAAGAAACUGUAGUCACUCAGUAAACAUGGAGGUAAAAGCGGGACUUUAGUGAAGGCUCUGUUUUCUUUAGUUCCACAACACAUUCAGUAAAUCACAGACGCCUCGUUUAUAUCACCCAUUCAAGAGCAAUACAUACCAAACCAGUGUCAAGGAUAAAGGGUACUGUCAUCCAGGACUACAGAAAGAGUGACAAUUUAUCUGAACUCCUCCAAAACUGCUGUAUCGUUAUUCCAAAUCUGUUGUAAAGCACAAAUGGGAAAAGAGUCAUUUUAAGAUGAGAUAAGAUAUUCCUGUAUUAGUCCCACAAGAGGAAAUUCUAAAUUUACAGCAGUGAUAAAUACAAAAGAAAGAUUGAAGUCUGAAGAAACUGUGGAGUUAUAAGAUAAAAAAGACAAAAAAAAAAAAGUGAUUUAUUGCACACUGAGAUUUUUGUCGUGGAGUCUAACAGCUGCAGGAAGGAAUGACCUGCGAUACCUCUCUGUAGAGAGGUACACACCUCAGGUAGAGCAUCUUGCCACUGUUGCAGGUCAUUUCAGCUUCAUGCCCAGGAAUGAAGACAUGAUCAGAGGAGAGAAAUGCUCUGCCAACGUCUGUCUCCUUUAUGCCAGUGCAUGGGGAGAAGGGAAAGGUAGUGGGCAGAGCCAACUUUCCACUCCAGCUGGAGAGCUGGUGAGAGGCAUUGUUUCUCUCAUCUCCUACUGUCAGCCCUUGUAGUAGCUGCUCUGCAAGGCUGACCACUAUUUUUAAAAUAGCAUUGAGUCAUCUCGCCAGACACUGUAGUGGCCUAAAAAUGCUGUACUGUUACAGUACCUGGAAAAACUGAGCUUUUAUUUUUUCAGAUCUAAAAAGGUUUACACUUUUCUCUGGAGCAUGUUCUCUGAGUUAAAGGCCUGAUACUUUAUCUGACAGGAGACUGAGAUUUCCUAACGUGUGUAAGUGAUGUUUCAUUCAAAUACUUUAUCUAUAGAUGUACAAAAAUGUCGAGUUUGCUACUUAGAUUUGUCUCUCACAUGUUCACUUGUGUCUUGGGCUGUUUCCUCAAACCCCUGUAGGUCUCUAUCCUCUACAGUGACUCCCUUCAUUACUGUGUAAAAAGGAGUCCGUUAAUAUUCCACUCACACCUACAGCUGAUAGUCAAGUCAAUGGUCCACAGAGCCUCACUGUCCCUCUCUGUCAAUGCUGUCUCUGACCACACUUUGCUCUUUGAACAGACUUAACCUUUCUUGCGUGUAAACUACCUCCCUCUAUUGGUCAUGCCAGGGAGUUCAAGUAACAAAUCAGCACUGCACUGAGACUGGGAAUCAAUGUCAGCAUAGAUUAAUCCAUAAACAAUGUCAAUUGAAACAUGCUGUGCAGAAAUAUAAUUAAUUUUUUGCAUUUCAACUUGUCAGUCAAUCAAUAUUUGCCCCAGUUAUCCUUUGUUAAGCAGCACUAUUAACUUCCAGUCAUUGAAUUUGUAGCUAUCAAAGAUGAAUUACUGUCUCUUUGAAAUGAUGCAGCGCUUUAAUGGAAAUUGCAAAUCACUGGUGUUGGUUCACCGUCCUGUUAUUACAAGAAAAUGAGUUUAUGAUUCUGUUUUAAGAAAUUUAAAAAACAAAAACUAAUGCUGUUAUUUUUUUAUUUUUUUUGGCUCUUCAGGUCCAACUGGCUGAAGCCGUGCUGCGGUCGUCGUGUGGCCCUGUGGCAGGUCUGUCUGCUCAGUGCUGGCUUCAACUGCAUCCUGGUGGCCUGCGUCAUCCUGGUGGUGCUCUUCCUGUCCCUGGAACUGCUCAUCGACACCAAACUCCUACAAUGUAAGUCCAGCGAACAUUUAUUUUUACUAUCUUAUUCUUUAUUUUAUCACAGAGAGGUUUGCUGGGCAUGCUUAUUCCUUUCGGGUCAAAAAUACUGAGUGGUGGUCACUAAACACCUGGGAGGCAUCCUGUGCUCUAAGAAGCAGGUGAAGCACAGGCGCUGGAGGGAUUUCAAUGUUAGAGUGUCUGUUUUUAUUGGGUGACUUUCCAAGCCAAGAUUUCCUUUCAUUCUUAUAUAAUCUUUUUUAGUUGUACACCAACAAUGGUACAUUCUUGGAUACAUAAAAAAGGUGUGAGUUUAAGAUGUUUCCUAAAAGGAUAUUGGGCCAACACUUGAAAGUGAGAAGGUCCUGGUUUCAAAUCUCAACUUCACACUGAACUGUAAAACAGGCAUUGGUUUAGCCCAGCUUACAGAGCAGGCAUCUCAUAUACUGUGACUAUUGUCUUUGUUGUACUGGUUGCAGGAUUGAUUCCUGGUCCCUGUGUGUCAAUUGAUGCAUGUCAUUCCCCAGCUCUUACCCCAUAUUUCCCAGAGCAUGUACAUUAAAGUCUUUAAAGCAAACAAAAGAGGAAAAAAUGUCAUAGGAUCAACGUGUACUGUUGCUACUCAAGACAAGUAACACAAUUAAGUAGAAUUGAAAUGAUAAAAUCAACCUAUUGUAAAAGUGACAGUAAAUUUUGUCCCUCUUUUCAUUGAUGUUAUUCAAUUUAGCUUCCAUCACUGAUGUGUGUGUAGUCCUGGCAGUCUCCGAGGACCUGGUGGUGUUUGUUGGUAAAUGGCUGUGAUGAAGAGUGAUGGAGAGGGUUGAUAAUGAACCGUGGCUCUUGUCAAUAGCAGCAAGCACACGUCCCCAUCGAUUACUGGCCAACAUCCAGCUCCGAUGAUACCUGAGUCUCAGUGUGGGGACUGCAGGACUCCAGUCACUUCACAUCUAUUGUAAUGUAGUGCUUUAGCUGCUGCCAGUCCUCAGAGACAAAUAGAGGAGUGGGCAAUAAGGUUAGAGUGCAGAAAGUGAAUAGCAGCAGACAACAUGGGUGGACACCGGUUGAAUUUGUGCACUCCUCUUAAAAUGCAGAUACAGAAACAGCAAUUCUUUUGUUUUCUGCUUGGUGAAAGUUUCUUUCUCUGUCGACAGUUUCCAAUGCUUUUCAAUUUGCCAGCAUUAUCCACUGGAUCAGCCUUAUCAUCCUUUCACUCUUCUUCUCAGAGGUAAGACAUGGAUAAAGCUCACCAUAAAACUGUUUCAUCUACACCUCCAUUAAAGAUCUUUUCCUCAUAUAGUUCUCAUAAUGUUUUAUUUCUACCUCCCAGCCCUUUUUUUUGGUCACAAGACUACAUCAGGGGAACGAAACUCUAAUAUUCCAACUGACACUUUACAUUUCUUCUCAUUACAUAAUUUAAUUUAAUAAAAGUUCAUCUUAUUUGAUUGUAGAUUAUACCCCAUACUAGAUUGUGUGGUUACCAUAAAAUUCGCUUUCUGUUAACAUCUCGUGUCUCGUGGAGUAACAUCUCACUUAAACAUCUUAAGGUUUGAUGGAAAAUUAAAUGUUGAUCCAGAAUUUUGUAGUUGUGAUUGUAAUUUUUCUAAUUCUCAUUUUAGGUCUAAUUUUUGCUUCAUUUGAUGAAAAAAUAUCUCCUCACCAGUCUAUAAAAAUAAAAUAAAAUAAAAUGGAAAGGGGAGAAUUUGUCCAGCUGGCCUCCACUCUGGUGCAAACCAAUUACCCUGACAGCCUCAUCCCCAACACCCUAAACCCAACAUUAAUUACCAGUGAGCCAGCAGGAGCAAUAAUUAAAGCCCAGCUUAAUGAGCUGUGGGGAUGGGGUUACAGUGAUACGAUCCAUCCAAACACCUCGCCCACUGACAUCACUGAGGAGCAGUCAUCUUGGGACGGUGUUAGAUAAAAGAAACAUAUCACCAUGUGAGCCCCCUCUGCGCCAAUCGGAGAGCUGGAUUCCAAUGUGUGGGCGGAGUCUUGGUACUUCUCACGGCACAUCCAAUCAUGUUGAACAUGGACUCAACAUGAUGGAUUAGUGGAAGCAGUCAUACAUGACACCCAAUGCUAAUUGCUGUGUGAAUCAAUGACCCUGCUCAACAGUGCUCUAUCAUCCAGCACUGUCCACAGAGCACUAUGUCUAUAAUAUGAUAGAUGAUCAAGUUUUUUGUUGUUUAAUAAUCAAAAUCGAGAGACAAAUGUGUAAUAUCAGAAAGAAAAUGGCAAGCCAAAGGUUGGACAUUCCUCUGACGGACUAUUUUCCCUCUUCGUAACGUAACAUGUUAUUUCCUAUUUCCAAAUCUUUUUUUUCUCAGGCUUUUUUUGGUCUUGCUCCCCUUUAGCAUUUUGUCAUUUUUAGCAUUUUGUUUAAAAAAAGAGACAUUUGAGUUACAAAACUCUGCCUCACAGACCUUCCUCAGUAUUAACUCAAUGUUCACACAUCACAAUAGAGGCUGUUGAAAGUGAUGACAACUGAAAAGACUAAGAAUAUCACAAAAGCUUUUUUUAAAUGCAGACUCUCUCACCUUUCUGUUUUAAAUGCUUUCAUUUAUCUCUCUCUCGGUUUCAGACUGUCUUCAGGAUCGUAGUGCUCGGGAUCUGGGACUACAUAGAGAACAAAGUAGAGGUUAGUGCUCAUGUUGUGUGUUUGUUGACAGACCUUGAUGAUUAAGUGUCAGAUGUUAUUUCCAGACAGGCCACCUGUUCAGAAAUGAGUAAUUAUUUAAUUCUUCUCUUCCUUUUUUUCCACCGAAUGUUCGUCACUUUGUUAUUUUUGGCUCUGCCUAGGAGAAGCAAAAAUUCAUGCAGGACUGUGACCCAGGACACAAGAGCUUGAGUAAUGAAUGAAACCAAAAGCCAAACCUGAGUUAUUUUAACCAAAUGAUUACAAGUUCAUUAUUUAAAAUUGGUAGUGGGAGAGACAAGAGCUAAGGAUCUGCACCGGCUUCAACAAUAUUUAUUGGGCGAAAUGGACCGCAAAUUUAGUAACUGAUGCAAAUUAAAAAACUUCCAAAAAAAAAACAAAAAACCGAAAUGAUGACUACAAAUGAAAAAGGAUGCAAAAAACUGAUACAGCAGCAUUAUCAGACAACAAGCUCAAAUUAUAUAAAUGAAGAAAUGCAGGAAAAAAAAACACAAAAUCAAAAAAACAGAUGAAUUAAUUCUGCUGUAUCAAACGGUUACAUAUAAGUACUCCAGGCCUGUAGGAGCACUAAGUGAAACAGCUUUAUUAAUGACAGAAUAAAUGAAGACCCAACACUGAGUUUAUCUGUUAUUAGACCAUGUAAUAACAAACGCUAACAGCAGCCAAGUGUGUCUGCUGAUCAUGUCCUACCAGUCCAAAACACAACUCCAUAACAAUGUGAAUACAACCUGGACAACAUCAGUUGAGAAAGAGUUUCUGAUGGAUAAAAGGCUUUAGUUAAAGCUCCUUUGAGGGACUUUAUAUUUAUGCAGACUUUGGCGCCCCCUUGUGGACAAGCUGGAAACCCUUAUAUUGCUGCUAAAUUUGAUCUUUUGAAAGUGGUGUUAAUUGGGGUGAAAAAAUUCUCCUUGUGAUGUCUUGUUACAGUGAAAUAUAUCCCUCACUGUGAGUAUUUGCUGUGAGAAAAGAAACAUUAAAAAGAAAACGUAGAAACUGUCAGUUUUGUCAUCAAUGGUCUCAUUUUCUUUUGUACAUCAUAGAGAUGCAUCACUGUCCAUUUCAGUCUGUUUCUCCUCACCGGAACUUUCAGUAACCACUAAUUAGAGUAGCUAAGAGUAGGUCAGCUAUGGAUCUCAUUUAAUUGUGCUAGCUACUUAUUAGCUACCUGAUGUCAGGCUCUCAGUACAGGGGCGUGUCGGUGUUUGCAAACAUUCAUUGGGGCUUUAGACUGCCUGGAGACUUGAGUUGUCCGGCCUGGUGUGAUGGCAAGGGAAGUGGUGAGGUUUAUAAACCUGGAGUAGUUUUUAAGUUACUGGAGGAACUUCAUGUCAGUUCAAGUUAAUUGGAAGUAUUUUCAAAGCUAAUUCUGUGAAUUAUUAACUGAAGAAAAAAGAAAAGCUAAUAAACUUACAACAAGUCUGUUCUGGACUCUGACUGCUGGGAUGAUGUAUGCAGGGGGAAAAGAUGGAUGUCAGGCGCCAUGAUCCACCCAUCUACAAAAACCUGAUCUAGGAUUUGGUGGCAGCAGCCUGGACGCUGCAUUCAUAGUCUGAAAGUUUUGCGGGUACAGACAGGAGACUGAAACUAACAAUAUUUUCAUUUAUCUGAAUCUGAAAUUUGCUCCUGUGUAUGACCCGCUCAGGUUUUUGAUGGCGCUGUCAUCGUGCUGUCCCUGGCCCCCAUGGUGGCCUCUACGGUGGCCAAUGGGCCCAGCAGCCCCUGGGACGCCAUCAGCCUCAUCAUCACUCUUCGCAUCUGGAGGGUCAAGCGCAUCAUUGAUGGUGAGACAGAAAAAAUCCUUGUGCCCAUGAAAGUUGUCUCAUGAAACUUUCUUUAUGUGAGAACAGUUAAAUUUGAGGAGCAAAUCCAGAAAACACCCAAUCAGUCAUGAUUCAAAGGGAGUAAAGUCAUGCAUCAAAAUGAGCUUGAAGUGAAAAAGCAAAAUGACCCUAUUCUCUCCAUGAUUGUACAAAUUAUUUACUAUUCAGAGCAAUAGAGUUAUUGAUCGGCCGUCCGAGGAAAUCGCUGCCACUCUGCUUCUCUAACUUGUAUUGAUUGUAAGGCUCUGGUUAAGUAAAUUCAGAGAGGCCAUAAUGAAUAUAGUGGUUAUUCUCCUCUAUGCUAAUGCUAGCUGGUUCGAUAUCUUUAUAGAGGUCACCCUCACUGCAGGCUUUUAACUGCAUACGAGAUGAACUGCAGUGACACAGAGGACCAGUGGAGUCUUCUUUUCUUUAAUACUUCUUUUCUAAAGCAAAAGUUUGAUGUUUUAGGAGAGUAAAUCAGAGAAAAUCACAUUCACCCACACAUCCCUCAGCGGGAGCUUCAAUCAACAAGCGUAACAACAACAAAAAAAAUCCUCAUAUUGGGUUUCUCUGUAUAGUUUGAAAAUAUUUUUUAUCUAUUUUUACUGUUAUUGUAAUGUUUUUAUUUUCUCUGUUGGACCCCAGUAAGACUCGCUUUGUCUUGACAAAAGCUAAUGGGGAUCCUAAUAAACAAUAAACAAUUACUGGAUGGUUUGCUGAGGCAGUUGAGUCAUAGGAUAGCGCUAGCAGGUUUGCAUCAGUUUAGUGAGUACUGGGUGAAACAGUGAGCUUUAUAACUCAAUCCAAAAGAAACAUACUCUUCCUGACAACAACCUUCAUGCUCCUUGAGGUACAUGUACUAAAGAAGGGUAAAAACAAGAGGGAUUAUCCACAGUAACCCCAGUAAUUUUACUUACCAAAGCUAGCUAGCCCCCAGAGAGUAAAAUUUUACCAAAAUCAUAAUUAGCAGCAAUGCUGAUUCAGCCUUAAACUUAUGUUCUUUUAUUGUCUUAAAUGAAAUUGAGACAUCCAUUUACUCUUAUCAAUUUUGUUUCUUUUUAUACAGUUUUUACAGAAAAGUCUGUGAAGAAAUUUCUAUCUUUGUUCAUUGUAGGAUGAUUUAAUUGAGACUUAAAAUUAAAGACAUUGUAUCUUGGCUAAAAGGGAAACGUCUCACUGGCAUAAUUCACAGCUUUGAGAGUCCAUAUGGUUCAGUCUCACUGACUGACUGUGGUACACUCUCAGCAGGAGCAGCAUGUUCCCUGCUUCUUUACAUGCAGCCGUGGUGUCGGUUUGCAGGGAAAGAGCUUGUGAUUAUCCUGCUGCACACCUCGACCUGUUGGGUUUGAUAUCUGUGAGUGAUUGAGUUUCCUUGUUAGGCAGUCAGCAACACACCUCAGAGAAAAAAAAAAAAAAACACUCCCAAACCAAUAAGGGUGCAGCUGAGGGACCGACUGGGUUAUCAUUGUAGAGAGAUUGAGUCUCUCGCAGAAUUAUCUUGAUGUAUAGAUGAACAGUGGUGGUGUUAGUGUCAGUCUCAGAAAUAUAAUGGAGGAAACUACAGGACAACAUAUGCUGACCAUAAAAUCUGAUUGAAACUCAACAUGUUCCAGGGAGGGUUUCAACCAAACUAAAUAGGUGCAGUAAAGUCAUGCUUCACAUUUAAUACAGGGAAACAAGGUUUUGUGGACGGUUACAUUAAGUAAGUGAUGCAGACUUGUGUUAGCAGAGAAGCGCUUGACUGAAGCAGGACUACAUAGUAUAUUAGCCUCCAUGAAGUUCAGGUUUAAAUUACAGAGUUGUGGAUGAAUGUCCUUUAUUGCUCAGUAAUGAACCCAUAGUCAGCUUUUUUGUGCCUGUUUGAAUUCUGACAAGACUGACCCCCUAAAUGUCCCCAGUUUUGCAGCGUGUGUGUGUGUGUGUGUGUGUGUGUGUGUGUGUGUGUGUGUGUGUGUGUGUGUGUGUGCCAACCUGACUAUAAAUAGGAACAAGGAGCAUGUGGCGAUAGCUGCUGUGCUCUGCCCCCCUCAGUAUCAGAGAGGCUGUUUCAGCCUUCUCUCGGUGUUUAGACAAAGCCCUCAGUUUACUGUAAUAAUUGUUCAAAUCCAAAAUCACAACAAACAAAACAGAGAUACAGGGACUCAUUACUGUGAGUUUUAUCUAUUUAUGUUGCUCAUAGUAAUAUUCUCCAUCAGGGUACACAGCAGUACCAUGUUUGAUAUCACGUGGCUGGCUUACAAAUGUGAUCACAGAGAGCUGUGAGGGACUGAUCGCCUGCCACCUGUGAUAACAACAGGUAUUCCCAUUUACUCUCACUGUUACUAUUUUAGUACAGUGUACUGUUCUGCUCUAGAAAGUGUGUCAGGUAUAUAUAAAAUGUGCAGUCUGGUUCAGAGAGAAAGAAAUUCAUUGAUCAAAAUGUGAUAUAACUGUUCACUUAGUGUCAUUCCCAUACUUAACUGGUUAUUACUGAAUACGUACAUAAAAAUAAAUAACUAUUAAACAAAUCAGCCUCAGUUUUAUAUGAAAAUUUAAAUUACAAUCUGUAAAAGAUGAUGAGAGUUGACUAUAAUUUUAGAUCUGUCAUGGAAAGGGAAAAUAUUCAAGAGUGACUGUAGUGUGCUGGCAACACUUCAGUACAGCCAGUGGCAUGCUCAGGAUACUUGAGGGACAUGAGCAAAAAAAAAAAACAACAACAAUAAAAAAGAAAAAAAAAAACCUUUUUGCCUUGAAAGACUUUGAAAAGGUAUUUUGUCUGCAUUUGAACCACCAGUAGGGCAACCAUGGGACACUUUGUCUACAUUUUAUGAGCAAGUAAGCAACCAGGGGUCACUUUGUUUACACUUUAUCCACUACCAGGUGCAACCAAAGGGCACUUUCCAGAUCUUAUUAGCCAUUUGUUUACACUGAUCUGCCAAUAAAGUAACCAGGGGACACUUUUAACAUUUGAUUUACUAGUACAGCAGCCAGAGGCAAAUUUGUUGACAUUUGAUCCAUUACAAAGAGUGAUUGAAGGGCAUUUUGUUUAGGUUUUUCUACUGAUAAAGCAGUGAGAGAGCACUUAAUUUACAUGUUACCCGUUAAAAAGAGUAACCAGAGGACAAUUUUCACAUUUAAGUAGCUAGCAAAGGAACUAGGGGACACUUUGUUUACAAUGUAUUUGCUAGCAAAGGAACCACAUGACUCUUUAUCUACAUUUUGUUAGCUAGCAAAGCAACCAGAGGCCACUUUGUUUACAUUUGAUCCAUUACAAAGAGUGACCAAAGGGCUCUCUGUUAACAUUUUAUCUGCUGGUAAAGCAGUAAGCUAGCACUUUAUUUGCAUUUUAUCCACUUACAAAGAGUUUCCAGAGUGCUCUUAGUUUACAGUUUUUCCUCCAAUAAAGCAACACAGGACACUUUGUUUUCAUUUUAUACUCUGGAAGGAAAUCUUUUAGGUCUUUCUUGUGUGAUUUAUUUGUUUUUUUGCAAGGGCAGUAGAGGGUCUGUUAUGAUGUUUUCUACAGUGUUUCUUUUACUACAAAGGCAUUGAAGGUGGAGAGCCCCCUCUUGCCCCCCACUUCAGUACUUAACUAUACAUGUCUGUGCUAGGAAGAAAGUCAAGAUAAAAAUACACAAACAUUACUUGUUUAUCACUGAAAGGUGACGAUUGCGCCAUGUGAUCAUUAAAAUAAAGAAAGCUGUGUAACAAAAAUGCUAAGAUUCUCAUAUUUCUACACAAAGCAGGGUUUGGGCAUUGUUUUGAUAUAGUCUUACGGUCCAACAUAUUCCUAUUAACUAGGUAGAUCUCUUUGUAUGACAAUCAUAAAGGCUCACUCUUUGUGUUUAAUGGAUUUUAUGACUUUUUAAGUUUGUUUCAUUAUCACCAGUUUGUCUUUUCUUCAAGGAAACACUUCAUUUCACAAAGCAGCUGCUCUACAAUGAGAACAAAAGGAGAAACUACUGUUGAUGUCUAUUUUUUACCCAAUCUUUGCUCUUUAUCCUCUUCUGAGUAAAAACAGAACUUUGACUUAAGUUUAUCCAGAUGUUUUAAACUACUGUUGUCAACUCAAUGGGUCAUUUCUGGAAUAGAUGAGACGGGAGGUUGACAGUGUCAAUCUGAGCUGCAGAUUGUAACCCUCGACUUGAAAGACAUCUUCAAGUCAUUAUGAAACAAGAUCCCUCUGGAACAUGUUUGACACCUUGCUAAAAUCACUCAGCACAGGUGUAGGGUUACCAGAAGCUUCUAAUUAACGCUGUUCACUUGUGUGGUGUCAGGCAUAUGGAGCAAAGGACAAAUGAUCUAUCAACACUGACCUCUGACCCCAUUGCUUGAUGUAAACUUUAACUAGCUGCCCAAGUACAUUUUUUCUGUCAAUAGGACGUAUUUUAUAACUUAUUUCAUUGGUCAUAGAAGUCAUUGUCUUGUCUUUAAUUCUCUCCUUUCUCAGCAUAUGUGCUGCAAGUAAAAGUCGAGAUGGAGCUGGAGAUCCAGCAGUGUGAGAAGACCAAGGCUGUGAGAGAGGAGCAGCUGGAGCGUCUCACUCAGAUCUGCCAGGAGCAGGCUGUGAGUAGUCAUAGUAGUAGUAGUAGUAGUAGUAGUAGUAGCAGUAGUAGUAGUAGUAGUAGCAGUAGUAGCAGUAGUGGUGGUGGUAGCUUAAAGAUAGGAUAAAUUGAUAAAAACACUAAGACGCAGCUCCGCUAAAACUGGGUGUAUAUUAUGGUGGGAGCAGUACAUGUGUCCUCACAUGCAAAACACACCACUCACUGUCCACACAUAUUUUUCUGCAUAAAAGUUGAAAUUACCACAAACCUUUUUGCAACUGAAUUUAGACCAAAGGAUGAAUACUUUGUAUUCAAAAGACAAACACUGAAUAGAAAGCUGGAGGAGUGUACUUGUGUCAUAUUUCAUUUCUAAAGGCGCUCUAUUUCAACUGAAAAAGUCCCUCACUAACUUGUUCAGAGUCAGUAUUUACAGUCUUGCAGCAAACAGAAACCGAUGAUGGAUUUGUCUUGUUAAAUGGUUCCCAACAUUUAUAGUCUGCUGCACCAGCUCAUACGACCUUUGGCCAUGAGAGAAACUGCAAGUUCAUUCAGCAACCAGAAGAGGGCAGCAGUGCCUCACAAACAGGCCGACUCUUACCACACAGCUCAUCAUAUUUCCUCAGAGCACGGGCAGAUGAUCUCAUAAAAAAACACUGCAGACUGCAGGGACUGUUGAUAAUCACUUAACCUUCAGUUGAUCAUAUUGCAGAAAUUUAACCCCAGAAAAAAUUUAAUUACCAUUCACACAUAAUGAUAUGAUGCUCGCAAAAACCCCCUUUUUAAAAUUCACAUAAUGAAGGGAAUACAUUUUUUGAUACUCUUUCAAUUCCUAGUUUAGGAUAAACCUAAUCCAACAGGCUCAAAUAUUACCAUGGUCACAUUGCAAUGUGAGUCAAAUAGUUUUUUUUUUUUUUUGCUACUUAUUCUCUUUCUUCACGAACCCCAACCCCUUUCUUUUUCUCUUUCUGUUUUUUACACAUACACUCUGACCAUCUUCAGUUUGAGAUUAGGCAGCUGAGGGCCCAUCUGGCCCAGCAGGACCUGGACCUUGCAGCAGAACGUGAAGCAGCCAUGCAGAUUCAUCAUCACGUAUGGGGCAAGCAGGGAAGGAGUUUUCAGGUUGUUGAAGGCGCAACUCCUGGAGAGUCUGAUGAUGAGGGUGGACAAAGAAACCCCAGAGAGCCUCAUGCCACUUCAGGUAAAGUGCAGUUUUUCAUUUUAGAAAAAAAACAAUCAGGAAGUAAUUGGGAGAUUUGUUUUUAAAUAAUGAACACAGCUUAAUCCUUAAAGGGGACAAGAACAAAUAGAAAUAUAUAAGACAUAAUUAGGCUUUAAUAUACCUGCUAUGUGCUUAUCGCAGUUGAUUAUAAUUGACAGUAAAACACGUUUUCUGAAAACUGAGGUAUUCAGAUGAGUGUAUGACGUCAAAUGUAACUAAUUUAAAUCCACACAAAGCCCAGCUUGGGGUUUGCUUGAGAAAGCAGCUUGACAAACUAGGAGAGAGGUGCAGCAUAAAGUAUGUACAUAAUUAUGUGGAACAAAAAGUCUCUGACGGUGUAACAUCAGGUGAACUGGAUGCUAGAGCAGUGUACAGCUAAUCUGGAGCAGUAGCCCUGGAGCAUCUCCCAGGCCAAGCUCUUAGCCCCUCUGCACUCGCACAUAACACCCAUGUGACCGCAGGCGCUCUGGGAUCAAUAUGAGGGCAAAAAGGCUUUUAGGAUCCAGUGAAUCCUGCAGACAACAAGCAUGUUCACUGACACGACAUCAGCUAGCAUGGGCUUCAUCCUCAUGCCUUAACUGACUCUCUUACCGGCCCCCUCGCGGCGAGGCCAGCCUGGCUGACCUGCACCGCUUGGGCUAUUUCAGGUACAGAGUGCUCUGUGCAUUGGGCCUUGUUAGGAGAGAGUGGGCUUCUGUCAACAUCUGUUCCCCUUCACCUGAAAACCACAAUAGGGCACCAGGAAACGGCAGUGGCCGCAAUAUUACCCCAAGGGCAUAGUGGGAAAUCUGGCUCUUAGAAACAAGUGGGCCUUUUUGCAGGAACAUGGUCACUGGGAUGAGCACUAAGGCUACAGGGCUUAAGUCAAGUCAGGUCGACUCAGAUCAAGUCAGGUUCGUUUUUUAUUGCUUAACCCUCUGAUGCAUGAAUUAUGAAAGCCCUGAUUAAGAUUUUUUUCACAAGUGUUUUUAGUAUUCUCAGGACAUAAAAGAACAUGUUAAACUGUUUUUUUCCAAAAAUGUUAUUUUUUCACAAAACUACAGAAGUGUCCAUUCAAGUGGACUACAUGCGCCUGAGCACUCAACACAAAACAUUAUGAACUUACAGUAAAAAGUACAAAAAAAAGUACAGUACACCUAAAUAUGCCAAACUAUCUCCAACAUUGGAAACAAAAUUGUAAGUCCCCACAGUACUAUAAAGAUUCAGGACUGACAUUACCAUGCCCUUAUACGAGCAUGUUGUUUUCAACAACAAAAACUGACAUUUUAGUCCCUGCAUCUCCAAACAUGUCUCUGCUCAUCACACCUAGGAUGUAUGAAAGUUGGCAAAGCAUCCAGGGCACAGUGGCACACAGGCUUAAUAUGAGCACAGGAUUUGCUCAUAUCUGUUUACAGACAUGGCAUUUGCAAUCAUCCCUAGAUGAAGGCCAUCCUCACUAGACCAGUACAUGUGUGCCCUGGGAUAACAAAUGUAGCUGUUUGAUGAUUGAUCUAUAAAAGAGUGAUUCAUCUUAUGCUCACUUGUUAAUGACACUUGCUAAUGUUAACUCAGAGAUGUCAUCCUUGUAGGACAGGACACAAGUUGGUGUUUUUCACUAUAUCAUCAAUGAGAUCUGCUGGAAACAGAUGUCUGGAGAAGUCUAUAGGAUCUCUUCUCUCCACAUUGAAUUUCCACUCUCCUAGAAAAGUAGGCAAAUCUCUAUCAAAGAGAUUGUCUUGGACUUUCCAGAUAUUUUUGCUUGCUUGAGAAUGGUCAGGUGUCAUGUGCCCAUUUUCCACAGCUCCCUGAUCAUGCUGACCUUCCCCUGCAUCCUGCCUCUCAUCAUCCUGGUCCUCAUCCACUUGACUAUAGGCAUCUACCCUUUCUGCACCCUGACUGUCUGUAUCUCCAUCAUCCUCAGCCCCUACAUUUCUAUUCUUCUCUGGCAUCCACUUUUGGUCACUGCUACACACUGAUUACACUGUAUACACUGAUUUAUAACCAAAACAGCCACAAGUAACAGUGGAGCAAUUACAUGACUCCUGUUAAAAAAAAUACUGGGUGAUGCAUGAUGUCCACUCAGUUGGACACAUGGUUAAUUGGGUGAUGCAUGAUGUCCACUCAGUUGGACACAUGGUUAAUUGUAAUUUUCUACAUAUUGGACAUGAAAUUUUCAAUUCCAAAUGGAUAAUAUCCUUCCUUAGAUGUUACAGGAUAUCAUCAUAUUUUUUUUACAGCUGGGGUUCUUCUACUAUAGAAGUAUUGACAGGACAUGCCAGCUGUAGUCAGCAGGGGUGGCUGUUUCUCGGCCAUCUUGGAUUUGUAGGAAAUUUACUUGCAGUUACACUGAUUGCUCACUAAAUGUAACUCAAUAGAGUAGGGCAGUAGAGAGUAACCUAGAGGCUGAUAUACACUUCCACCAUAAAAACCAUUGCAUUUAAGAGAAAAUGAGUUUUUGGUAGCUGUCCACUGUAGUGACCACUAUGAACCAGAGGGUUAAUAUUGAACACUCAGGCUCUCGGUGGGCUUCACUUACACUUUAAUCCUUAAGGAACUCUUGUAAAGGCUGUGGCCUUCACAAGAAUGAAUGACCCAGGAGAUUCAAGACUAAUACACCAAAUCAGGAUUUUUAGAACAGUAAAUAAAACAAGGUUGAUCAAUGAGCCUCUGGUUUUUUCCUUCAGGUGUUACAAGAGAAUUGUAGAAACAAAGCACAAAGUAUGAAAACAGCAAGAAAGCAUUGAAACAAAGAAGUAUCAGCUAGUCACUUUUCUGAUAAUUCUAAUUAAGUUACCUAAAUACCACGAGAGCAUUGGUACAUUUUAAAUAUCUCUUAAGUGUUUACAGCUACAAUGACUAUGCUAACAUACUAAUGUCAUCUUAAGUAGGAUUUUAACAAAGUGUCAUAUCUUUAUACGUUAGCAUGAUAUCUUAUGACCAUUAAAACAACUUAAGUGUUUAAAAGGUUUAAGGUUUGCAGGUAAUGAAUUAUAAACCAAAUUUUAAACUCAAAUAUAGAAGUAACUAAAAGAUCAGAGGUGCCCAAAGGUUUUUUAUUUUAAAAAGUAGCUGUUUGAUGAUUUGAUCCAUACAAGAGUGAGUCAUUUUCCGCUCACUUAUCAAUGACACUUGCCGAUGUUAACUAAGAGAUGUCAUACUUAUAGGACAGGACAGUCUGCAGAAGAUUUUGUUUCAAUCCAAAAUCUGAUAAUUGAUGAGAUUUUACAGUCUGGACUAAAGACAGCCAUGGACACCUGACAGACAGACACUGACUUUGCAAGAGCCAUGCUGCUAAAAUAGUUAAAGCCCUCACAGUGUAUGAGUAAAGCUCCCUAAUAAAAUCUAUUUAUAUUUAGAAUAUAAUAGUAAUUGCCUUUACAAUUUGUUUGUGCGUUCUGUCAUUAGCUGCAGUGUCCUGCCUCCUUGGGAUCCUUCUGUAAAAUUGUGGUAGAAAAUUAAGCUCAAAUAACCUCAGUGUGUCACCUCUUUUUAGUCACAGACAGAUGACAGCCCAGUUACUUGAUUGUCACAGAAAAAAAGACUGUUAUAUAUGCUGGACAGCCCAUUCUUUUUUUUUUAAGACUCAUGUGUUAUUAAUUGUGGAGGGAUUGUCUCAGUCUUGUUUUAGUGAGUGCAAUGCUUCCUCUCCAGGGGUGGCUCAGGGAUUAAUAUUUUAGACUGAAAAAUAAAUGAAAUUACCCAUCAGAGUCUGCAGCAUGUCCCAGGGGACAGGGGCUAGCACUCAGGGUACUCUGGGUUCGCACUCAGCCAGCGGACAGUGAGCUCAAGACCAAUCAAGCGAACAGAAGAGCCUUGCAGAUCACAGCCAUUCACCACGCACACUCAGGCCUGCCAGACCGAAGAGAUCUGUGCCUGAACAAAGAGAUCUUACUCUCUCUCUUAGUUAUUUUUCCCCAUUUUCUACAGUCAUGAAACCAAGCCCAUCCUGUACCCUGUCCUAGUUUAGUUCUAGUGUACUAGGCUGCAGCUAAUGGGCAGUGUAGCAGAGUGUGUUCCUGACCACUCGUCAAUGAAGCACCUGUGGCCUGGGGCAGAAGUCAUAGCUGUCAAUAUUAUGUUGUAAACAUGGGAGAUAUUUUCUAUUUUGACUGGUCUGUAAUGUUUAUGUGAAAUUGAUCAAAGAAGCUGCAUGUUAAAAGGUGUAAAAUCCAAUUACAGUCUCUGACACACUAUUGGCUUUUUGAGUCAAUGAUAUUGUGCUAAAUCUGAUCAUAAUCUUAUCAGAAUAAUAUAUUGUCAAUGGUAUUUAUUAUCAUGUUAGAUCAAAAAAUACAAGUCUGAACAGUGUUUGAUUCAUCUUUGUUUUUAAUUACAUGUAAACUUUAUUCCAACAAAACUAUGUUGUAGAAAUAUCGACAAUGUGGUUGCAUAAUAUUAUGGAGUGACAUUGAAGCAUUUAUUUCAGUCAGCACCAAAAAAUUAUCCACAUAAAAGACACAUAAGAGCUAUGUACAAAUCACAAACAGAAAUACAUUUAGAGAGUAUUUAAGAGAAAAUAAAUACAAACAGUAAAUGUAGGCAGAAGCUUUAGCUUGUUCUGCCCUCCCUUUUAAAUAAUACAUCCAGCGUAAGCAACCAUGUACUCUAAAAUUAAGUACAAUAUAACAUCACAAUCUUUAAACGCUCUAUCAAAAAAGAACCAGCAAGCAACUAAAACAAAGACCCUAGAGUAUCAAAUCAACCUGAGAUUUAGGUCUUUUUAUAAUGUUUACAAUCAACCGAUCCACACAAAUGAAAUCAUAUAUUUGAACUCCUCAUCACAGCUGCUCUGACCUCUUUGUUUUUAAAGGACCUGUUCCUCUAAACUCAUACCCACUCUCUCUUUUUUCAAACAGCCCCUGAAUACAACCAAGAAUUAAAUUUUUUUGUGCUUUAUAUAUAAAGUGUGCAGUUUUAAACAUGACAUGAUGAACAAGAGCCAGUAAAAGAACAAAAACAUUGUCCUGUGUAAGGGUCAGACUUUUGUCACUGAGUGAUUUCUAAUAUGAUAAGAAUUAUGAGCAUAAUUUCUGGGCGUUUUGAAGUUCUUUUCUGAGGAGUUACUAUAACUUUAUGAAUCUGAUACACUUUUGCACAUGGGCACAUCCCCAAACAUAUGAUUUUACUGAAAGACAAGAAAAGCAACAAAUACACAUUUUGAUUUAUAGUGUAGGGAAUUACAAAAUUUAGAUGUACAAUUUUUGAAUCAUACACGUUUGUUAUUGCUCUUAGACAUAAGAAUUUAACUCAAUUAGUUAAAUGAUUGCAACAGAUAUUCAUUUAAAACUAAGGUAGAUAGGGUUUUUUAGCCUCAUUGGGGAAAAAAUGGUAAAAUCGUUCUCUAAUAUAUUCCCCAUUUUUUCAUUUUUGACUCCAGAUCCAGUUGUACGUGACGACAUGAACAACUACAUCAGCCAAUACUACAGUGAGGCAAGCAGUGGUGAGCCAACAUGAACCUCCUCAUCACACAUUACACACCACUCUUUAAAGCUCCUCUGAGGAGUUUUUUUUGGCAUAAAUGGAAUAGACUGAAAUUCAUGCUGGUGACUCUCUAUGCCAUACUAAAGCUAACAAGACCACCAGUGUUAGGAGAGGAGAUUUUUAUAUUGUAAUUUUUAAUGAAUGCCUGAAACUAAGGGGUAGGUGUCAUCUAAGCCGCUGAAGAAACAGUCCUGUUUUUACAAUUUCCUAAUAAAAUAUUCACAAUAAUACAUUUGACUGUCAAAAGUCAAGAAGAUUAGUUUUUUGUUGUUGUUGUUGUUGUUGUUGUUGUUGUUGUUGUUGUUAGAAGACAUCAGUCAAGCACAUCGAGGAUAGAAAAUGGACACACAAUAAAAGUUUCUAAGAGAAGCUUUAAGUGAAUCAGCCAAUCAAAAACUUUGUGCUUAAAUUCAUCUUGUCCAUGUAAUUGACCUUUUCUUGUUUAAUGUGGAUCAAGACCUUCCUUUUUUAUGCUUGACCUUUACAAUAUGGAAAUUUUAAUUUUGUUCUUAAAAUGUUUUCUGCUCAGUGUUAUAGAGUCAAACGUUUUUACAGUUUCAUUUAGCCAAAAGAAGGAAAUCUGUUGAGUUAAUUAAAACCAAAUAUUAUGUUUGUUCGUCUCUGUUUCGUCAAACUUUCUCUAAAGACGCUGGAGCUUCUGGCUUGGGUGCUCGUGUCAUUACCACAGCAGCCAUUGAUGUUCACCUUCCCACCAAUCCAAACCCCGUCCAGUCCAAUCCAAUGCUGUCUAUGGAGCGAGUGGGCAGUGCCGUAAGUGAUGUCUCAACCAGCAUAUCACGGUCGAGUGGCAGCCUGACGGCCCGUCCACACAGUCUGAGCAGUCACACUCCAGGUUCAUCCAUGACAGACUGCAGCAGCAGCACAGCUCAUGACCUUAGUCUGAGCUACAGCUCUCACCGCUGCUGCCCAUCUUCUUUUCCAGUCCAGGACCCCUGCAGGGAUCCGAGUGUGGUGGUGCAGGAGCUCCUCUCCUCCCUCUCUGAAGACUCCUGCCUCGCUCAGAAGGGGCUGGCUGUAGACCCUGUAAACCUUAAACUCCCCAGCCCUACUGGCUCAGAGAAAGCCAGCCCUGAGCUGGACAACAGAAUAAACCUCUUUAACAGGAGGAACCAGGAGGAGAGACGAGGCCGGGGGAGGGGCUGUGUGCUGUUGCAGACUAAACCGCUGAUCCACCUGCAGGGCAGCACCACUGAGCCGUCCCUGGAGGAGAAGUACCGGCUCCUGGGACCAGCUGACACACCUCUGGGGCACGUGCCUGAUACAUAAGCUACAUUUAUACAGAAAUAAAAGUGUCUAAUUUUCUUUUUACUGCCACCCUGUUUGGCUUUUAUCUGAACUUUUGUGAAGGGUGACCUUUAUUAGAGGGACCACACAAGAUUUACUAGUUGGACUAUCCCUACGCUUAGUAAAUCCAGUCUCAGCCAAUCCAGAGCAAGCUUGAGCCUUUAGCUUCCAGCUAACACGGAUGCUCCUUAACUUGCGAUGUUCAGAAGUUGAUAGUAGAAGUGAAUAGACAAUAAGGACUUCAAGCCCUUUGCCAUACUGUCCAAUCUCCCUGGUUCCUUUUUCGAUGGACUCUUAAAACCACAAAUGCCCUGAUAUAGCACAAAGGACCAUAACAUCCCAGUAGGGGGGAGUCUGAUGUGUUUUUGGACACAUUCUCUAUCAGGAAUUUUCACGUCGAAUAGGUCCUAAAAGCACUGAACUUUACAUGAAUUAAAACCAGCAAGGGGCCAUUCAAGCCUUUACUGAACAAAAACUUCAAAACAGUCUUACAAACCAAGACUCUGCUUUUCAAAUUUCAAGCAGUUUAAAGACGUAUUUUCUAUGACAUUUUUCUUCUCCUUUUCUUUUUCUUUUUGUUUGUAUGAUCAAAUUUGAACACCAGUCGAGCUGUUCUUUGUUCAAACAGCCACAGGGUACAUAAGACUGGCUUCACUCUACAAACAGCCAAUUUCUUUUUCUUUCUUCCUUCCUUUCUUUCUGUCUUUCUUUCUUUCUUUUUAACCUUUGCCUUUCUGUCAGCUAUCUGUUUGAUUUGAGUAUCAUCAAAGUUUCUUGAAUAGCAAUUUUGUUUUAGUUGUUCAGAAACAUGAGUAGGGUAUAUUUGUGUGGAUGAAGUGAAAAGGUAAGUGAGUGGAUUCUUUACAUGAAACUAGACUGGAGUGCUUGUAGCAUGAACCUUUAAAAGAAAUGUGCCCUAAAUGGCAAGCAAAUCCUUUGCACUUUAAUGUUUACAGACACUUUUGUAAACUUGAUAUGGAAAAAGUUAUUGCCAAAUGCAGGUGUUGUCAUUUGAAUGAAAAUAGCAAAAAUAAAACUUAGUAUUUCCUUACCAG
Xyrichtys novacula (pearly razorfish) is the source of this 50820-nucleotide messenger RNA. Lineage: Eukaryota; Metazoa; Chordata; Actinopteri; Labriformes; Labridae. The record is from the annotation of a GenBank genome assembly.